Messenger RNA from Cinara cedri, 46898 nucleotides. NCBI's taxonomy places the organism in Eukaryota, Metazoa, Arthropoda, Insecta, Hemiptera, Aphididae. The record is from the annotation of a GenBank genome assembly.
AUGGCAGUUUGGUACAGUAAUAAUAAUAAUGACGGGUAGAAAAUUACUUAAUUAUUACUUGAUUAUAGAUUAUCAUCUGAUAUCUAAUUAUUUUUAAGCACCUAAUUAUAAUUGUAUAUACUUAUUCAAUAAUUAAGUUUAAAUGAAAAAUAUUAUUUUAUAGUUCUAAGUUUUCGAAUAAAGCAUUUAUCCCGGGACUUUUUUUUUCAUUAAGAUAUUAUGUUUCAAUAUAAUAUUAUAAUACUAUUUGACCAGUAUGAAAAAUUCGUAUUAAAAAAUCAAUUUUAUACGAAUAACAGAUUGUACAGUUCUAAGUCAGCAAUUCUUCAGAAGUUUUGAAAAAAAAAACCUUAAGUGCAAAAUAAAAAAGAUGCAUUAAAAUCCGGGCCCUAAUAAUAGAUUUAAAAAAUACGGACAUACAUCGCUCGCGGGUGCAGCCACUGUUGUAAGUGGGAAGUUGGGUAGGUAGGAUACAGAAGGAAAUUUAAUGUAUAUCUGUAAGCAACGAUUAACCAUUGCUAACGAAAAAACGAUUCUCAGCGGAGUUCAGUUGAUAGUGUUACUUUGUCAACAAUAUAUAUUAUGUCAUAUUAUGGUAAAAUAAUUAAAUAGGCAUUAUAUAUUUUCUUUAAUGCAGUAGAACCUCAUUAAUCCGGAUAUCAUUAAAUCGGACUUCGGUUAAUCCGGAUAGACGUUUAGUAACACGUGAACUACGCAGUUUGUGCCGCAAAUCAAAAUAAACACGAAAAUGAGUUCCACGAAUUACCUAUAAAUGCUAUGCAUGUUACCGAGAUUAUUUAUGAUUUUAUAAAUUAUGCUUACUAUAAUACAAAUUCUGAAAUCUAUAAGUUCUAAUGGUUCUUUUCAUUUGUUGAAGCCGGUAAAAUGUUUAAAUAAAAAAAAAAUACUUGGUUUUUUGUUAUUUUAUUUAAUCCGGUUUUCCAUUAAUUCGGUCAACUUAGAGCUCCAAUUAGUCCGGAUUAAUGAGAUUCUACUGUAAUAUUUGUUUUAUAUUGUACCGAUUUUCCUACGUUUUGCCCGAUCUUUCAUAUUUGCUGAGAAUACUCCUGAGAAAAACCGAAAAAUGAUCUCUCUAAAGUACCACCCCAAAACAAUUUCCUUUCAGAAAAGGGUUUACAUCUAUGCAUCUAUGCAUUUUUAAAAAAUGAUAACAAUAUCGAUUGAUGUAUAUGGUUUUCUAGGAUUGUUUCUAGGAUUCGCGUUCACACGUUGUUUUGGCUGUCAGCUUGAGACCGACUCAUUAUCGCUUUCAUCAACUACCACUUUCUGCUAGUAAUAUUAUAGUACAAUAUAACAUAUAUGUUAAGGUUUAAAUAAAAUUAUGAUAUAUACAACAUUGUAUAUAAAUACAAUAGAUUAUUAAUUUGUAUUCGUUAUUAUUUUUAAUUAAUAUUUCGAGGGAAGGGGGUUAUCCCCUCCCGUUAGUACGCCACUGCCUGGUAUCAUUUGAGGUUACAAUUAAAAUUAAAUAAUGUUUUAUGUAUUAUUUACACGUAUAAAACACAAUUGAUAAAAAAAAAAAAAAUUGUGUUUAGAAAAUUGCUUGGUAUCUUUCAUAUAUUGUCAUUUGAUAAGUGAUCCUUAUUUCUUGAAGAAAGUAGACAUAUAUUUAUGUAAAAUCAAUAAACAUUGAUUGAUAAACUAUAAUAAUUAAUGGGGGGGUGAACCUUUUACCCCCCCCCCCUUUUUGAGUACGCUCAUGUAACCAAUACAGAACCUUAAUUAUUGAUCCCUCAAUACCCCUAACAAAUAAUACACAAUAUGGUAUGGGGUUCUUAAAAGGCGUAUGUUUUAACGAACGACCUUAAUAAUUAUUUACGUUUAUAAAGAUAAACAUAUUUUUUAUUAUUCAUUUAAUAACUGUAGUAAUAGGUAAACUACCUAAUGUAGAUGCCAUCUAAUAACAUUAUAUGACAUCUGGUAUAUUAUUAUUUAGGUAGCCGACUGAGUUAAUGAUGAUCCGCUGUAGUUAUGUCUCUUUCAUAUACUGCCGGUUAGGUUAUUCUUAUUAUCGUCUCAUGUUAAGUGUAUUGGAGUCAGACUAUUUUUAAGUCCGAGUCAGAAUUAGACAUAUAUAAUAUUAUCUCUGCACAUACGUGUGUGGGCUUACCGAGUUCCUAUGUUGUAUUUUACGACUAGGUUUGCAUUUUUUGUAUUCGUAUAUGAAGUGGCGUAUUCGACUUAGUUUUAUGGGGGUGAGCGACACUAAAAUUAUUAUACACAAGGUAUAUGCACAAGCUUAUAUUUUACCCUAUUUAUCUUACCAUGAAGUAUUUUUAAUUUUGUGUCUGAUGACACUUUUGAAGCAAAAUUAAAUUUUUGUUUGUAUACAUAGCAAACACCUAAAUAAAUUAAUUUGUAGGGGGAAACUCACCUCAAAUACAUCACUGAUAUGACGUACUUAUAAUAUAAUAAUAAAUAGUAAUGCACUCUUAGGGAUAUCGGUUUUAAAAACUGAUAUUAUUAUAGAAAAAACCGACAAUAUUAUAAUAUGCUAGCUGUCCCGCCGCGCCCGGCGUUGCCGUGACAAUUUGUAUUAUUAUUAUUUUACCCAUAUUCAUUUUUGGUUUUGGCUGUGUUAAAAUUGAAUGAAAACAAAUAUGUGGAAAAUUGGUAGUCCGAAUUCGGUGGACUAGAUGUGUUCUAUUGUGAAAUUUGAAUACUGUAAAUAAUAGCAAUAAUAAUGAUUAAAAUAGUUUUCUUUUCCGUGGCAACCCUUGAAUAAACAAAAAUCUUAUAUAAACAAAACGAAGUCGGGUUAGUUAUACCAUUUAUAACUCAAUACGGCUGGACCGAUUUUGAUGAUCACAUGAUAUUUUCCGACUAAUUUUUAAUAAUAAUUAAUCAUCAUUUUUUUUUCAUUCCUGUUACCGGGGUAACACAAAUUCAUAAAAAAUUAUAUUUAUUAUAUUAUAAGCUAAAUUAUUUGGUGCUAUGCUAGUGUAUAUACAUAUAAGGGAAAAUACUAAAAUUGCGAUUAAAAAAAUAGUGGGUGGGGGUAGGAGGGUAAAAAAUACUCCAUGACCUUUAUUCUUAGAUCUACCAAAUAUACAUAAAAAAUUUCAUGAAAAUCGAUCAAACCGUUUCGGAGGAGUUCAAUAACAAACACUGUGACCGGAGAAUUUUACAUAAAAGAUAUAUACGCACCUACCUAUAGUUAACGAUUUAUUGAUUCCAUACAUUAUUUUUAAUAUAUUUAUUUAUUAAAUAUUACGGAAAUCCAUAUGUAUAGCUAAUAGGUACAUAGAUGGAUACAAAUAUUAUAGAAGUAGUUAUCGGAAUAAAUAUACCUAUGCACAUAAAUUUGAUUUUAUUUACCUAUAGUCUAUGGUAAAAUAAUAUUUUUUUUUGACAUUCAUAUAUAUAUUAUUAUCAUUCAUUCAUUCAUUCAAUAUAUAAUGUAUUAAUAUAAUUCAAUUUUGGUAAUUUAUUAAUUUAUUAACAUGAUUUUAUAAAAAAUGUUAUACUUCUUUUUUUUAUUUUUUUUUUUAUCCAAUUUUAGGAAUAUAAUACUUAAAGAGUACUUAAAAAGUACUUAAAAGAAUACAUAAGAGUUUAAUAUGUCUAAACGUGUUUAUUUUGGAUUUUCUUUCAAAUAAAUUAUAAUGUAUUUUCGUUCAGUAAAAUAUGUAUAUAAUAUAUUAUAAUCAAUAUUCACAAUUUACGAGUUUAUGAAUUAUUAUAUUUACAAAUUAAGAAAAAUAAUUACGAUAAAAGUCGAUGACUUAUUUAUGUCCGCAUUUCAAAGUAAAUAUUAUAAAGAACAAAUAUCAAUCAGGAUGAUUCAUAUUAUAUUUUAUAUAAAGAUAGUAAUAUUUUUACAAAAUAAUCGACUAAAUAUGUUACGAAAGUAAAUAUUUAUUUAUAUUAUUUUUUGUGCAAAUAAAUAUUCGGUAUUUGAAUAAACAUAUAUAUAUAUGUAUAUAUUUUUUUCAUUAAGGCUAUAUUACAAUUUUUAAAUCUAAUCAAUUUGAUUUUUAAACUAAAAAUCUUUAGAAUAAAAUUUAAAUGUCGAAUACCUAUAUAUUUUUUGUUUACUUAAACAAUUGAAUACACACUUAAUACUAUAAUAAUAAUAGUAUAAUAUUAAACAUUUGCUAGUAGUUGCUAAUAUUUGAUAAUUUUGUAUUUUUAGAUUCCGAGUGAGCGUGGAAAGCGUGUGCGUGUUUAUUUUUCUCGGAUUUAAUAGAAGUAAAAAUUUCCUGAUUUGUUCAUGAUAUACCUCAAAAGUUAUAUGUUUAUUUCGUUUGGUUGUACUUUAUUUGAACAAUUAUUGUUCAAAAUUCCGAAUACUUUUUACUAAAAAAUUAAUACAAAUCCUACAUCAAAUAUCGUUGAUAUUUAAGUUUUAUUUUUGUUGAUUUCCGAGUUACCGUGGUUUUGAAAUGAAAAACAAUAAGACUUAUAUAAUUAUACUAGUACUAUACUAUACUUCCCAGGUUACCAAGCUCUGCUCAAAAUCGUUUAUACUGCAUUGCAGAUGAUACCUAUGCAUAAUUCGUGUAGCUUUAUAAACAAAAUAGUUGUUUUUCACUAACACCUAAAAAAAAAAAAAAAACUCUACUUAUCCGACCUUCCUAUAAUAUACAAGUGACUGUUUUAAAAUUAAAUUCGUCUGUAUUAUUAAAAAAUAUUUUUGUAUUCGGCACGCACUUAGUGUGUUUUUAUAUUUAACAAGUCUGAUUUAUUUUUGGACACAGUGAUGUCAAUGCGUUGCCAAAGAAAAACACUUAAUGACACGUUGAUCCAUACACAUAUGUGUUAAAAAAUAUAUGUUUUAAAUGUUUUAAUAAUGGAUUAUUGAAGUUUAUUCUACUUUUAUACUGUACGAUUUAUACAAUAUAUAUAAUACAAUACGAUGGACUUUAUUAUUUUCAUAAUUAUUUAUGGACGGUUUUUAAUAACUAUAAGUAUAAAGAAGCGGUUAAAAAAAAAAUAUCUCUAAAAAAAACUCGGAAGUUAUUGAUUACGUCGAGGGUUUAAAAGGUUAAGUAAAUAAGGGGGAAAUAUUUUUUAUACUCGAUAAUAAAAGUCUACAGUUUUCAGUAUUAAUUAUCAUAUUAUAUAUUAUUCAUUUUAAUUCUAAGAGUACCUACCUGUCUUAGGGUUUUUAAUUUUAAUUACUAAAUCAUAAAAUUAUAAUAUUACUGUAGUUAGAAUAAUUAAUAUAGAUUACAUAUAGUGGAUUUUCUUGUAAUUAUAUAAUAUUAUAAUAUAUAUACGUAUCUUUCGUUGUAAUAAAAUCGGGUAAAUGUUAUUGCAUAAUUUGUUCUAUAGGUAAUAUUCAAAAAAAAAAAUCCAUAUUAUAUGAGAAUUUACAGGCAAAUCAAAUAAUAUUAUUUUUAGGAUUCUAUCCCAAUCGUAAUAUUAUGUAAAACAUAAUUGUUCUGUUCGUACUAUCAUGAUAAUUUGCGUUUAAUAAAAUAUUUGUGAAUUAUAACCAAUGCUCACUCAUGUUAAAAUUAACAUACCUAUAUAGUUUAAAAUAAUAAUAUUUUCUUUAAAAUUAAAACGAUCUCAAAAAAUAUUUGAUUUGGUAAAUUUUAGAGUGUUCGUCUAUUCAAGGUAAAUUGCCAAAUAAAUUUUAUCGCCCUCGUAUUUUUUUUUAACUCAAUUCAAGGUUAAAACAGUACAUUUUCUUAAAAAGCAAAAAAUUUCCCAUUUUAAUUAAUUUUUGUUUUGUAGACGAGAUAAUUAUAAUUACUGCGACUAUACUGUCUAAUUUUUUUUUAUGUAAAAAUUAAUUAUUCCUAAAUUAGAAUUAACUAAAACUAUGGAAAUUACACGACAGUAGACAGAACUAUUAAAUUAUUGUUUAUGAAUAAUUAUUUAACUAUAUAUAUAGUGCAUCAGUAAUAUUUUUAUGUUAAUAUAUUUUUUUUUUUUACCAAUGUGAUACGUCUGUGUUUAUAGACUAGUCAGUAGUAGGUUGUAAUUAAGAUAGGAUGAUGAUAAACGUCGUUUUUUUUUCUAAAAACACUCAUACUAUUAUACUUUAAACCCUUUUCUUUUAUACAAUUUUCAUAAUUUCAAAAUAAUACAAUGAUUUAAAGAUGCUAAAUCGAAUUUAGUAUACUUUCUACCAAUUCGCUACUUACCUAAAAAGUGUAUGCAAAUCAAUCAAAUACUUUAGAUUUUUAUAUUUCUAUAUUUACUCUAAUAUUUUUAUUUUUAUCAUUGUACGAUAGACCAUGCAUCCAUCUAUCCUAUUUAUAAAAUAUAAUAACACUCUACAAAUGUUAAUGAGUCAUCAAAUAAUAUCAACACCUACCCACGCACCGACCCUUUUAAACUCAUUUAAACCCCUAGCAACACAAAUCCCUAUCUUCACGCUACCCAUGGAUUAUAUUGUAAAUCGAUUAUAUAUUCUGAUGGUAUUAAAUGAGGCGAACACUGAAAAACUGAUACAAAAAUAUACAAUAAAUAUUUAUAACUUGUUUAUGAAAAAUAAAAUAAUUCAGCGAUUCGUUAUUUUCGAAAGUGUAUAAAUCUAGGACAUCAUAUUUGAGAAUUAACAUUUUUUUUUUUUUUUUUUUUUAUGUUUUUAAACCCCCGGAAAAUACAAUAUAUAUAUAUAUAUAUAUUAGAAUUAUAUCACGUAUACUUAUACUUACAUUUUAAUAAAUAUUUAAUCAGUAUGACGUUUUCAGUCGUUGUUUGUAUUUAAAUAAUUUAAAAAAAAAAAAUGUACAAAAAAUACGAUCUGUACAUUUAUAUUAUAUUACAAUGUAUGCAUUGUACUGCAUGGUCAUUUUAUUUUUCGUGACUGUCAUACUAAAUUUUGUUAGUCAAUCUGUAUGUUGUUUAUUUGAAUAAGGUUAAGAUUAUAUUUGGGUCAGCUUUGUAGUGACAACGUACAUUUUUCGAACGGAAAUUAUUUUUUUUCAUUUCGAUUUAUUGCGAUUUCCUAAUCGAGAUGUAAUUAAUUAAGAGUAUACCACCGAACUAGUAAUAUUUAAUAAUUGUAACUCACAAUUUGUGAGCAUUUGAAGUCUAGAAAAGAGGAAGAAUACCUACCCAUUAGAUUAGAAAUUCAUAUGAUUGUGGACCUAUUUAUGUAUAACAUUUAUCUGUCUAUAUUUCUCCUCACUUCACUUUUACUACUCAUUUUAUUAUAUAUUUCAUCGCAUUUAAAAAGUUCAUUAAAUUAAUUUGAAAUAAUUUUAAAAUAUACGAACGUUUAUUUAAAACAAAAAAAAAGGGUAUUUAAGUAUUCUUUGUGGUAAUAAUUUGUGGUAAUAAAAAGGAAAUGAUAAAAUUAUUGAUAUAUGUGUUGAAUUAUGAUUGUAACGAUGUAUUUAAAACACGUUUCACAGUAAAAAUUCAAACAGCUUUUCAUGUUUUAUUUCGUAUAAAUUAUGACGUGUCUUGUAUAUGGCCUAUGAAUAUACCUACAUACGAAACUUUUCGAUCGUUAUUGUUAUAGGUAGUUGGUACCACUCCAAAAAGUACUUCCUCAUUGUCCUGUAUAUUAUAUGAACAUGAAUCGCGUAAAAGUGAUAAUAGGUAUUAGGAGCUUAGAAUAAUAUUUUUUAGCUAUGGUAUUACAUUAACGUUGAAUAUUUGAAAAUACAAUUUUGCAUCACAAUGUGUUAAAAUAAUCCGACGUGGGUAUGCGUGUUAAAACAUGUCCUCAAACCUCUAAAAUAUGUAAUGUAAUAUGUAAUUUGUUAUUUUUAUAUUUAUAGUAAAGGGCCUGUAGCGUACGACCUGUUUUUUUGUCACUCAAACACGAGAUUAACAUGCUAAACAGUGUUAUGUCUCGUAAAGUGAUCCGAUGUACAGAGCAUUUUUCGUGCUGUUGUAAACAGGAAAACUUUCUAUAUUGAUUCGAUUUUUGAUUAUGUAACUAAAAAUACCACAAAAAAAAAAAAAAAAAGAAGAAAAGAUGAUCGAAAUAGGUUCACUCUAAAUUAGUCGUUAAGAAUUUUUCCUAUGUGAAAAAUAUUUUUGAGCCGAAAAACGUCCCAUCUUCCCCCAUAAUUUUCGUAGGUAUAUUUCCGUCAUCGGUAUUUUGAACCGUCGCAUCGUCCGUUCAAAGCAGCAGGAUAUUAUUUGCAGGUAGAAAAUGAACGUUUAAUAUUAUUAUAAUCAAAUCGGAAAUAAACUACUUUUACAUUAGGUAGGUAUACACACACCUCGAUUACCACGCGAUUGUCGGUUUAUAUUUUUUGAAUAACUCGUUAAUGUGCGGUAUUUUUUGGUUGAGAACGUUUGCAUAAAUUAUAUUCCGACGUGUUUGGCAACCUGCUAUUAUGGAGGUAUAGCGGUUCGUUACAUUAUUAUUGUAUAUAAAUGACGAAUUAACAUUAUCGAAAAUCAUCGGUAUAGACUGAACUACCGCGAAACGGUUUUUUUUAUUAUUAUAAUUGAGAGACCCGACAGUCGUGUGUACGGUUUUACAUUUUUAUUAUUAUUAUUUUUUUAAUUAUACAUAAUAACUAUAAUAUAGUUCUAUAGCAAAUAUGCUAGGAGUUCAAAGAGUCGUGCAAUACGUUUUCGCGGACUAAACAAAAAAUGUCGUUUGAAUCCCAAGAAUUAUAAUACUGAUUAUUAUUAUUAUUCUUUUAUUAUUUUUUUUAUUAAUAACCAUAAGCAAGUUUAUAAUCGGUUUUUUUUCGUUUACCUAGUGUAACAUAUGUCGAGUAUGUUUGUGGUAGGUAUGGUUUCGUAUCUUUCAACAAAUUGCGUAGUACAGGUAUUAAAUAUUAUUUCAACUAAGCCCUUACGAAACGCCGACGAGAAUAGUUAACGAAAACUAAAUAACGACAUAUUUCAAAAGUAUACAGGACAUACAUAAUAAUUAUUUUCUCGUAAAACCCUUUGUAUGUUCUUCUGCUUUUUUUAAAACACGAACCAGCAAAAAGUAUAAAUUCAAUUCAUUUUUUUUGUCUAAUAUAAAUAUAAUAAAAAAGACGGGCAACAUUGGUAUUAUCGUUUAAAAUGAUAACACCAAAGUCGGCUAUCUAGUUGUUUUAUAUAUCUGUGUGGAUGGGUUAUCUAUGCUUAUUAUACGGGAACGAAUAUGAAAAAAAAAAAAUUAUAGAGUCGUCUUAACAAAAAUAAAUAACAGUAUUGGGAAAUGAUAAUUUAUUUAUCAAAACAAUUGAUAAAUGAUAUUAGAGUAUAGUGGAUUUAAUAAAUCAAUAACAUAAUAACAGUAAAAUCAAUUAUAACAAUAUAAUUUAAUAAUUUUUUUUAUAACUAUAAAUCACAGAACAUAUCUUGUGAUAAUUCCUCGGCCAGAGUGAGGGAGGCAUCGAGGCAGUCCAUCUCUCUUUCCCAUUCUGACACGUUUCCCUCUAUUUUGUUUUGGCCUAGCCAUGGCCUAUCCAUUCUUUAAUGGCUAUAGGCAGAUCGCACGUCGUAAAACGUACAUCGUCAACAACCGGUAGAUACCACGCGUUGGACCAAUGCCUUCGUUUUCAUCUGGUACGGAAUCGGUGUGUACAUUUAUUCGUCCAUUAUUCGGUACGUAGGUAAUCGGUUUUCCGCAGAAAAAAAAAAAAAAAACAUACAUUCUCGGGACGGUAUAUCACAUUAUAUUAUAUUAUUAUUCGGGGGGCAGUCGAGUGCACUACAGUAUUAAUGUCUGUGACGGUUUCACGCGUCACGUGUUAGUUAUUUGGGUAUCGCGGAGACGCAUGUGGAGUGUAACAUUGUAAUAAUGAGCACAAUAUGUCACGUUGUCACCGGGAUAAUACGGUAUUAUCGGCGUACCGAUCGGUGUGUGUGUGUGUGACUCGCCGCGCGAAACGGGCGAAAUUGCCCCCGGUGAGUCGGCGGCGGCGGCGGCGGCGGCGGCGGUAACCCGCGCGCGGGCAGUACUGGGGGCGGCGGCGGCGUCGUCGUCGUCGUCGUCGUCGACGGGGUUGAUAAACCAAAACAUCGGCACGCGGCGCGGUCCGACCGUCGGAGGUGUGACAAUAUUUAACAAUAACAACAACAACAACAACAACGACACCGCCGACAUUGCGACCGUAAUGACAAUAAUUAUCGUUAUUGUAGUCGACCGACGCGCGGUCGCGCGCUUCUCGAACGCCCGGCCUCACGCGUGUAUUAUUGUGUACGAACAUCACAAUAUUUCCACGGCGUAACACUGACAAUUUUACAAUCGUGUCCGACGCACGCACACAGCCUCGCUCGCCGGUCCGUCGUCUGCGUGGUUUUCGGCCGGCGCGCCGUUGUUUUUCGCGUGGUUACCACGGUCACCGCCGCGUGACCGUUCCGUUGCGAUUAUCGCGCGGAUUGUGACUCCGCUGUCGUCGCCCGAUCCGGCCGGUUUUCGAUAAUAAUAUUUCGAUACCGACUCUAUUCGCCGUCGUGUUCCGCGCGCGCGCGCGCGCGCCCGCCGUCGGUCGCCCGUUCCAUUUUGUACACCGUAACUCGGCUAGUCUCGUCCGGUCGUCGUCGUCGUCGUCGUCGUCGUCGUCGCCGUCGUAGCGUUGUUGUUGUUGAUUCGAUCGCAGAACAGGUGGUGUGCGUGCGUGAGUGCGUGUUGAAUGCGUGUGUAUAGCGCGAGCGUUUAUACCGCACGUGUAGCGAGCACCGGCGAUCGCUCCGGCAGAAUUCGUUCGUGUCUCGUCGCCGCCGCCGCCGUCGUCGUCGCAACGCAGCGUUGUAUAAUACACUAUUACUAUAUUAUAGUGGCGGCAGUAGUACCGUCGCCGCUCGCACCGUCCGUCCGUUCUCCGAGCGCGUGUAUCGUGUGUCUGGUGUGUGUGUGUGUGUGUGUGUGUCUGUCCGUGUGCGUGUGUGUGCGCGCGCGCGCGCCCCGUUCGUUUCGAUCGGUGUCGUCCCCGGGGGCCGUGGGGGUAUCUCGUAUCAUAACAUUGCCGUACCGCCGUCGCGUGGUGUGUCCGCACCGUGACGUCGCAACAAUAUUAUCGCGUUCAAAACACGAGACUUUUUAAUUGUUUUUUUUUUUUUUUUUCCUGUAAAUAAUACUACACGUUAGUAUCCGCGUUACCUCGUGGUUUUUUUUUUCUUCUCCAAACACAUUUUCAUUCACCAAUCCGCCGUCGCCCGGGUCCCAUUGAGGAAAAACGCACUACGAGACUACUAGGUACGCCGCCGCCCGGUAUCGUGUGAGUACCAAUGUGCAAAUAAUUACGGGUCCUGUUCGCGGGUGUAUUUUUUACAAACUCUGAUCGUCGCAAUCGCGAAUCGCGAACGUUUACAAUGUAAUAUACUAGUCUUCCAUAAAUCUCAAUAAGUGUAAGUCCGGUCGGUGGGAAUGUAGGAUCACGAUUGCCGGUUGUUUUUAAUUUUUUCGUGCUCGAAACAUUAUGAUUUAUAUCGGUGGCGGAGACGUGGUAAAUAAUAAUCGUGAUUUAUGAACAACUCGUACAAUCUCCUAUUGUUAAUCGACCAACUCGACAACGAGCAGUGACGGAUCUAGGAUUUUUUAGUUUUUCGAAAGGGGCCCCCAAAGUUUAUACAUAAUAGUAUUAAACGUGAUAAUAAUAAUAAAAAAAAAACCGCCUUAUUGUAGUAUUGUAAAAAAAAAAAAAUAAUGAGUAAAAUGUAGUAUUAAUAGUAGUAAAAAUUAUAAUUAAAAAUAUUUGUGCAUACGAAAUUGCGUAGUAAGUAACAAGAAUAUUAUUAUAAUGAUUGUAAACGCCUAGGAGUGUUUUGGUGAACAAAUCUUCCGGUUUCGCGUUAAUUUCGUUAUGGAUGUUCAAUAAAGCUAUAGCGCCUACUGCUAGUAGAAAAAGUAAAAAGUAAAAGAUGACAUAUUUGGGAAAAUAUGAAUUUCCGGUCUUAUUAAAUGCUUCUGUAACCGUACUGAUUUGUUUACGUUUUUUUUAAUCUAGACGUUAAGUCAAUAUAGAGGUGGGGCCGGGGCUCUCUGGGCCAUACCCUUAAAUCCGCCGUUGACAUUGAGAAUAGUUGUUUAAAACCCGAAUCCAAUCAAGCCAAUUUUCGUUCCAUAAAUCGCACCUCCCCCUAAUAAUCAACAAUGCAGGACUCAUGCAGGACUUGGAUCAGUACCUACCUAAUCAAUCAACCACACACAACAAAACCUUUGGCGUUUAGAAAUAUAAUUGUCGAACUCCGAGUACUUCAAAAAAAAAAAAAAAGGUAAAAGGGAUUUUUUGUCUAAAACGUGUGGUUUUGAGCAAAAUGUCGGAAAAAAAAUUGGAUCGCGUGCAGGUCCCUUUAACGGGGACGGGAUUUACACAAGGUAACAUUGAUUAGCUAUAGCUUUUGGACUUUGGACCCGGUGACGUCAUUUGGCAGGGGCCGGGGAGAAAUUUGCCCCUCUCCUUAUCAUCGGCGGGCUGCUGUCAGGCUGGGGUCGGGCUAGUUAGUUUUGGGCACCAAGCCUGGUAAACAUGAUUCAUGUCAUUAUGUUUUAUGAUUCACGUUGCACACGACCACUCUGAACUACAUUUGUUUACGGUUUGUUUGCGAUAAUAAUUGUGACAAGUGUGAUAAUUGUAUAAUAUAUUUUUUAUUGUGCUUUUUUAAUUUUUUACAUUGAUUGCACUUCAGCUCAAAUUACCGGGCUCUCAUAAGAGCCUGUGCAAAUUGUCGGAGAGUCUAUUCUGAUUUAAUCCAUGAUUCUAUCGAUCCGUCUAUCCUACGGUUAUACUAACGCUCACGGUGACAUGUCUAUAUUUUUCGUAAAUACACGUGCACUCCUUACAAAUUGGUCAUACAUUGCGAUAAAAUUCGUCUUCAAAUGAAAUCUCCGUAAAGUAGCCAAUGGGUAAUAUAUUUAGGUUUUCAUCUACGUUGAUAUUUAUUAUUUAGCCAUUGUUGUCCGUCAAAAAAAUUGGGUUGUGCCUAUGAUAGUGAGUAUAAAAUGAUGUACUAAGGAUAUCGUGGUAAAAAUGUAAUUGUGACGAAUGUGGUGGCUAGCGAGCGGAACGAGCUGUUUUUUUUUUUUUGUUCGGUUUUACUACGGGCUGGUGAAAAAUUUUAUUACCCCAUCCCCCUCUCUCAAAAACUAAUGACGCCACUGUUUUGACCGUUAAACGAUACACAAGACCGAGAUCGACUUGAUACCGAAAUAUAUUGUUUUGGAGCCAUAUAACAGUCCAUUUCAAUACCCCCCGGGUACCUAUAUUAUUUUAAACGUAACAAUAAUACCGUCGGGCGGGUUUCCGUUUUUUGUACGAAAAUUACGAAUUCGUUUGACUUUUUUAUAUUUUAGCGUUAUAUUAUGAUUUUUGUUUAUGUUUUUUUUUGUUUUAUCAAUGAUAUUUUUUUAUGUAUCGGGGUUUCGUCGUUGUUUGUUCAGAGAUCGCGGUCAACCGCGAAACGCCGCGGAUCGUGGGUAUGAAAUGUUCUUGGGAAAAAACAAAAAACGUAAACACCACGUGCGUCCGUGUAUACUUAGGUAAUGUAUUCGGUUUAUUUUUUUAUCUCACUUUUUCCGUUCGGAUAUUUGUAUUCUUCGUUUAUUAAUAUUAAUAUUAUCGCUACGCGUUGCGUGUCGUAAUGAAAAAUGGUUUUUUUUUUUUUGUUACUGUAAUUCUUUUCCUUUCCCUACCGUCGAGCGUAUUUUUAUCGCGCAAGUAUAUUGGACACCACGUGUUUACGAGCGUGUGAAUGGCGGAUCGUUUGUGGCGACGACGACAACGAUUUCGAAAAUGUCAAUAAUCUGCCGCAGUACGUGCGUAGUUCCGCGGUCUACUAAAUAAUAUUAUUAUUAUUAUGCACUUCUGCAGCACAAUUAAUGCGCGUUCUGUUGUUUUGCCUAGUCGUCGUCGUUUUUAUUUAUCGCCAUUCUAUUUUGAUAGCGACUGUAAAAUAACAAUAUUAUUAUUUUGUCGCGUUCGCGUUUUCGCGUGUGCAUAAGUGCUAGCCGCGGCCGCGGGGGGGGGAGGGGAAGGGGGAGAAAAACACCAAAAAAAAAAAAAACCAUCCCACAACGUCAACAGUCGGCCACUGGUAUGCGGUACAGUGAUGGUCAAUCUCCGUCGACCAGAGCGUCGGUCUGGUCGCGCGUUUUAUUUUCAAUUGUUAUUCGCAACACCCCGAUAACACGUACGCAAUACGCAUUGUCGGCGUACGAUUCGUCCAGGACUUUCCGUUUUUCCGCGUCUCUUAUCUGAUAUUAACGAUAUUGUUAUCGCGUGCGCGAGGGCGAUGCGCACGCACGCGCCGCCGGCCCGUUCCGCCUAAAUAAUAAUAAUAUUAUUGUUUUGGUUUUACUGCGUGCGUGGUGCGCGGCGCGCGCGUUUUUUUUUCACCUGUCCGUAAACAACUUUUCCGCCGGACACCUCGCUCCGGUUUUCGCGUUCGACGUAGCCGCCGAUGACGGCAAACUCGUCCAAUCGGGUUCGCCGGGGCCGGCCCGCGGCCGUUUCCGUUAUUACACUAGUCGCGUUCCCCAAUCAUUCGCGGCGAAAUUCGGCGAAGAAAGUGAGAUAAAUUUUUAUAUACAAACACAUCAUUCCGAAUGAACAUUACCUAGAAAGCUAUUCACACGAUAUGAGUUUAUGGCGUGUAUCUGCAAAAACAAUAAGUACGAGAAUACGGUUUUAGGACACAUAUUUUUCCUGUUUAAAAAAGAGGAGAUAGUUAUGACUUAUUCUAAGCAUCUAAAUUGAAGAAUAUUUGAAUAAUUGCAAUCGGUGGCGUGCAUAUCCAUGCUUAUGUAAUUAUGAUUAUCAUCAUGUGGCAUAUGUAUCAUACGGAGAAUUUUUCUAGACCCGCUUUGUGGAAUCAUGUUAAAAACAGAUAACAAAAUUAAAAUAAACGGAACCUUAGCACCUCGCUUAACACUUAUUGAAAACCAACUUAUCGAAUAUGGUGGCGUCUCAUGAAUCCAUAAAAUUAAUUUUGGUCAUUCCUUCCUUAUGUUAAGACCAAUUAAAUUUCAUAGAGUAAAUUUUGUUUUUAGAUCACUAAAUAGUAAAUAUUAUAAUAUUUUAUUAUCAUUUAUAUUGUAAUUACAGAAUUUGUGGUUAGUAUUGCUUUUGUGUUAAAAAAAAAAAAAACUCCAAUUCGUUAAUUGGAUGUUUAAAAAAAUUAACUAUAAAAUGUUAAAUUUAUACAUUGAAAACUUAAACUCAUUAAGUUAAUAAGUUAACAGUACAAUAGUUUUACAGAUAUGUAAAUAAUGUCAAUAAAAUAUUAUAGGUAAAUUAAUUUUAAGUUAAUUAAUAACAUAUUUAUUAAUUACUUUUAUCAGUGUACAGUGCUCAAGCAUUAGAUUCAUCUUUUGUUUUUUUCUAUAAUUAUUAUUAUCUGUUAAGAGGCUACUGUAAUAACCACUUUUUUUUUUUAACAACAUACUGUUACUUACACAAAAGUUCUUGAAGCAAGUUAAUUUUUUCAGCAAUAAAAACUUUUGAUUUUUUUCUCAUUAUUUGUUGCAUUCAACUCGAUAUUUUUCGUGUUAUUAUUUAUUUUUAUAUUUACGUAAUACUACUAAGUAACAUCGAGUAACGAACAUCGCGAGGUUAUGAAUUACGCAAUAUAAAAACGAAUAAUGGUGUCCGUAAAUGGUAUUUGAUAAAAAUAUACUUACUGAUAACAAUAUUAAUGUAUAAUAUAAUCUCCCUGAUAUUGUACAGAAAUAUUUUUAUUUAAAAUUAUUCUUAGUAAAAACUUAAUACCGUUUAUAAAUACCAUUUGUGAAUUUGUAAUGCCUAUUUACGUAUUUACUUAGUCAAGUUAAAUGUGAGUGAAAUUUUAGCGUCGUUUAUAAAUUUACUUGUUUACUAAUUUACUUUACUAAUUUCCCAAUGAUUAACAAAAUUUCCUGAAAAGUUACCAAAGAUUUUCAUGAUUGCCAAAUAUUUGUACACUGAUUUCCGUUAAUGAUUUACCCUCUGGUAUUUAUAAUGGGAGAAAAAAAAACAGGAUAGCGAAUUUUCCGUUUUUUUUUUUUUAUACCUAAUGCAAGACAUAUAAAACAAUAUCAACGAUGUUGAGUUUCGUUUCGAAUGCGGAUUAUUAACUGCGUUAUUGGUAUUAUACCGAUUCUAUUUUGCGUCAUUAUUAAUUUAUCGUUCUAGUUUCGAUCUAAAUUUAUACGGUGACCAUUGAAUUGGCUCUCAAUAUUAGAUAAAAUACCUCAUCGCACAUUGAAUUGGCUCCCAAGAAACUAAAUAUUGAAUUGGCUCCCAAUAGAAGUUUUACCAAAUGGUUCUCAAAAUAUGAAGUGGUUCUAUAAACAUCAAAGUGGAAAAAGUACGAGACUUUAAUAUUUUUAGUUCUAAAUAACUGCUGGGACUUAUCUAAUCUUUAAUUCGAUAACGCAUUAAACAGUCACAACCAUCGUAAUUUUACAAUUUAACUAUAAUUUAACUACUAAUUUCACUGAUAUCAUUCGUUGCAGUUCGUCACAAUUUGUUGCGAUUCGUCCCUCUAUAGGUAUGUAUAAAAUUAAUUCGGUCGAAAAAUGAAUUCAUUUUAAUAGUAAAUAAUUUUAAAUUUACCUAACAUAAACCGCUCCAAAAUGCAUUAUACGAUUCUAAUGUACUAAAUUUUACAAUUUUGAUGAUCCAUAAAAUGUAAUAUUUUAAAUUAUUUUAAUGUAUAAUUAUGUCGAACAAUUUUUACAACCAAUGGAUUUAUAAAAUAAAUGCUGAGGAAGCCAACUCAAUACAUAAAUCUUGGGAGCCAAUUUAAUAGCUCCGAUUUAUACAUACCUACGUACAUACAUUGUUGUCGCGUGUCAACCGACAGAUAAGUAUCUGCUUAGUGUUUUGUUACACAACAAUGAUAUUCAUAAACGAUUGUACACGUAUUAUAGGUAUCCAUAAAAAGUACAUGACGUAUGUGUGAUCAGUGUUGGUUGAAAUUUUCGAAUUUUUACCGAUUAGCGCGAAUGCUUACCACUCAUCUGUGUCACGUGUGAUAUAAAUUUGCGUAUUUGACAUUCUUAUUUGGUAAUAAUAUAGUUUAACCGGUUAUUAUUAUUAUUUUUUUCGUUUCUGAGUAUAACGAAGAAACUAUUAACUUUGCGAAGAUAUGUUUUUUAUCCUCGGGAAAACGCUUUUACGGUUUGUAAAAAUGUUUCGGUAUUGUUGUCAUACAUUAUAAGACGCGAUUUUUUGGCCCACAAAGAUUUUAUUUAAAACAUUUUUUCGAAAUUCCUAAUACUCUUUUUUUUUUUUUUUUUCUUAACAUUCGGUUAGGCGAAUGAUAGAAAUAUAUCCUUCACAAUGUUUGAUGUUAAUAUUUAAAAUGCGUAUGCAUAUUUCGCAAAAUUGUCUAGGUUAUUUAGGAAUUCGAUUUUCAAUUUUCAGUUUUUGUAUUUUAAAAUUCUGUAAAAUAACCAUAUUAUGUUUGUAUUUAUUUUCUAUGCAUCAAAAUUCACAUCGUUAUUUUGGUUUAUAGCUGAAAACAUAAUUCAAUAACUGAAUAAGUAUAAACUAUCGUACCCUUUUCUCCUUAAAUUGGUAUUGAGCAAUCGAUCCUUGGAAAAAUCUUAUCAUUAAGUUGAUCAUUAAGAGAUAAAAAAUAUUUUUUAUUUUUGUUAGUAUGGUACUCAAGUAAAAUUUAAAUAAAUCUCGUAUUAUAACAGCGAGGUGUUAUAAUAAAUGUGUAGUUUCCAAAAUGUUCGGAAAGGUUAAAAAACCUAAAAAGGUUAAACGGUUAAAACGAUUUUAAAAAACCAUAUUAAACAAUGACUCCGUGAACCUCUUUAGAUCUUUUGAGUUCUGUUCGCCUUUGUUCAUCGCCCCGUUGAAUAUUUUACAUUUUCUAAUUUUAAUUUAAAAUUAUUUCUUAUAUUUUUAACUUAUCGCUGUUUCCAGUCUAGCGAAUCGCAAAAAUCCAAAAAUUUGUUUUUUAUUAUUGUAAAACAUAUCGCGUUUAUAAAAAAAAUCGCAUGGGCUGCAAAAACGAAAACUUGUUAUCGCUCCUUCCACCCCUGUUAUUUGUAAAUUUACCUGAACGGUGACGAAAUUGCAGGUUUCCCCCUUAAAAGGGGGAAAGCAAUGUACUUUUACACGUGACGGGAACUCUCGUUAGUGUAUUAUAAAAAAAGAAUUGAAAAAAAAAAAACCCAAAGAAAAAAAACGCGGUAAAAGUAUAUAUACGAGCUCCGAUCGCUUUUUUUAAUAUAAUGCUCGGAUUUUUUUUGAAUUGAAAUGGUACCAUAACAGAUUAUAAUAAUAGUUACAAUUAAACAAUAUUAUUUUAUAAUAUGCUCAUUAAUAAAUCGGAUUUAUGCAAAAUAUUUAACGGGCGUAGUGGGGGGGAGGAAACAACAACAAAUCGAAGGUAAUGACCUUAGAUUUGAACAUUGCCUAUCAUAUUACGAUAAUGCGUACGAGAUGCGCGCGUAGGCACUUUUGUUACGCUCAACAAUGUUUUGUUUUUGUUUUGUUGUUUUUGUUAUCGAUGAACAGAGGUACGCACAAUACAUCCAAUAAUAAUAUUUAAUGACUACUUAUUGAGCGCACGGCCAAAUUCGAAUGGUUAUUUUACCUACUAUAAUAUAUUUGUUAGGUGUUUAAAAUAUGUAUUUUUUUUCGCUUUAAUAUGUUUUGUCUAGACCAAUUUAAAUAUUUUCAUGUCAUUUAUCGAAAUUCGUAGCAAAAUUUAGCUUUCUGCAUUAAACCACGUAAGCAAAUCGUGAAGUGUACGUAAAUUAAUACGUACGUAAGUCAACCAACUAAAUUGUACAUUGGCUACGGAUUAUUAUGGACGCAAAACGUUAUUAUUUCGUACAAAUCGAGAUAAUUAUUUCUUUUAAUUUGUGUUGUUUUAUUUGAUAACAGAUAUUAAUAUGUUGUUUAUUUAUUUUAAUCGGUAGACGUACGCCAAUCGGCAUACAAUUCGUGUCUUGUUUGACUUUAUCACUGUCAAUAACAGAUUGGUAAACAUUGUUUGACCAGCAUAUUAUUAUUACAGUGGCGAUCUUUGACAAUAAUUUCGCGGAGUUAGCUAUAUCGUCCACAGUUUUUAUUUAUCGAAUACCUUUGGUUUAGGCGUAUACCACUAUAGGUACGUAUUGAUAAUGAAUUAUCCUACCUGUGGAGCAUUUGAAAAUUAUAACUUGACGUAUAAGACUUGUGUCAAUAUUCUCAAUACUUCGAUUAAUAGCAGGUACCUAGAUUAUAAAACACUACGGUGCAACGAUGGAGAUAACCCGUACAAAUAUAUUUAAAUCAUUCCGAUACGUGCGGGUUUUGUUAUUCCGUUUCCGAGAGCGUGUUUUUUCUUUUCAAAAUGCUGCAAUUAUAUAGAGUAUAUAAUAACAAUGUGCUUAUAGAUAAAACCAAUACUUUAACAACAAUUAGACCUCUAACGUGUAUAAUAAAAGUAUUAAACAGGAUUUUUUUUCACGCCCAUUGAAAUUAAUAUUGCAUAAAUCAUGAAAGCAUUUAAUUUAAUUGUUUACCUAUUCGUUUUAGAUUCGGAAAGUAGCGAGGGAUCUAUUGGUUUUAGUAGGACGAGCGUUAUCUUUUUGCUGUCUGUAAACAACGUUUCAAAAAGAGAACUUGCCUCGAUGUAUCAAGUGUAUCACUUUUUCUGAAAGGAAAUUGUAUCCUGUUGGUGUAUUAAAGAGGUCAUUUUUUGAUUUUCCAAGGGGUUUCCAAAAUAAUUGGGAUAAAUUGGAUACAAAAUUAUAGGCAAAAUGACAAAUGUUUUUUAAAAGUAUUUUUUUUUUUUUUUUUUAAUUUUCGGGUAAGUGACUUCAAAAAAUGUUAUCAGGUUAUUAUACUGCGAGUACAACUAAGUUUAUUCAAAGGAACUAAAGUCUAACCUAACCUAUUGGGGGCGGGAGAGCCCGUGACCGUAUUAUAGUCGUCGUUAGCAGACGGCACGGCGUUCCUUUUAUAGUUAGAAGAAAUUUCUGUUCCUGUAUCAAUUAACAUUUUCCGCACUCUUAGUAAAUGGCGAACAGCUUCGUUUAUAAUAUCGUAGUCGGCUAUCUAGUUUGUUUAUAUAUCUGUGGUUGGAUUACAAUUUAUAACAUAAAACAAUUUUCAGCAAUCGUUUUAAUUUUAUACAUUGGUGUUUUGUUAAAAUCAAGUGAAUAUGAAAAAGGUGUCCUAGAAUAAUGGGGUUUUAUUAUUAUUACAGAGAAGUUUAUUUAUUUAAAAUAAAGAAAGUUCUUCUGUACAAUCAUAGUUCAAAUGCUCCUAACUUUUCCAAAAUUGUUUUGGUUAGGGUCCACGUUUCCGUGCUAUACAGAAGAGUUGAGAACACUAACAUCUAAGGAAUCGUAUAUCCUUAUGUUUAAGGAUAGGUUGUGGCUCUUGAAUGCUGCACUCAUUGAAUUAAAUACACUUUUGGCUUUUCCAAUGCGUAUAUACACACAUACAUACGUAAAUAUUAUAUAAAUUAGGUCACUCUAUAUAACAUUAUUGUACCUUCCCAAUAAAAGUUUCACAUUCAUCAGCAGUACAUAUCAGAUUGCUUUCCCCACUUCUUCGAGUUAUGCUCGAAAACUUUCACACCGUACCAUUGAAAACUUGAGGUUUAUCCGCGUGGUGGUAUUUUAUUGAAACAUUUUGCCAGAUUCCCAAGUGUUUAACCACUAUAACCGCUACUUUUGAAUACACUUACAAUUUGAUUUAGGAAUUGUACUUUUAAUAAACUUUUUCUGGUAUAUAGUAAAACCGCCCAGAAGUUUUGUUCUCAAUUUAAUUUAUAAUUAUACAUUUUGAAAACUUGAUAUUUAGUUAAUAUUAUUUAUUAGAUAUUCACACAUUUUUGCAUCCGAGAUUAAAUGUUUGAAAAAAUUCGUUUAAGACACGAAUAUUCUUCAUCUAUUUCGUCGUUAAAUAUUAAUACAGUUUUCAAUUUAAAUCUAUAUGAAACGAAAAAAUGUCUAAUGAUUAAUGGUGAACAUAACCUUUUUUUUUUUAGCAUAUAGUAUCUAAAUUACCCUCCCCGACAUACCAUUUCGGAAGUUCAAUUUGGGUAUAUAAAAAUAGUAUUUUUUUUAUAACGAUUGUAAAAAAAAAAAUUAUAUCGUUGAAAUAUAAAUUACAACUAUAAUAAAAACAAUAUUAACGGUUAAAAUUUUUUUUUAAAUAUUUAAUAAUAAUAUACUAUAAUAUAGUCGCGUAUGUGUUUGAGCGAUAUGACCUUUGGACCAGACGAUCAAAAUUCACUGAUAAAAUUAUUCGUUCGGUCUGUUUGGAAUGGCUACAUAAUAUAACGUUACGUCUGGGUCCCACUUAGUACGUCUCGUUUGGACCAGAUGCAGCUCUAAACAGUUAUUCGACGUCCUCGACAUUCCUUGUAUAGUUUUCUGAAUAAUGGUGAAAAAAACCGCCGAAAACGGGAUAAUUUUUCCCAGUUUGUGAUUGUAAUACGACGGCGGUGUGAUUUUAUAACCAUGUAAUAGCAAUAAAUUUAUUUCGGCGCCAUCGCCGAUAACAAAAAUUAUGCAGCACAACAGUUCGUUUUUUUUUUUUUUUUUAAUAAUACAAUAUUAAAUUUACACGUUCAUUCAUUUAUUUGUAAUAAUAUAUUAUAUUUAUAUAUUAUCAUGCAUGUGAAUGAACGUGUAAAUGUUUAUUACAACCGUAUACACAUUGCACGUAGUAUAAAAUAAUAUAAGGUUAGGUUUUAAAUGUAAAACGGUAACGCGUCGACAAUAUUUAAACUGUGUAUUCUGAUAAGUAAUUAUUUUAUUUUUGCGCGCCGGAUACGGAAAAAAAAAACAAUCGCGGUGUACCUACGCAGUAGAUAAAAACUAACACCCAUUUCGUCGGGAAAUCGCAGAUCCAAGAAGAAUAUUUUCCAAUCGUUUCGAAACAAUUUUCUUAGUGAUAUAAACGGAGAACCAGAAAAAAAUAUGUCUCCUGUUCAAACGGGUUGUGUUUAUGUGUGAAGCAAUGCGGCGGCGGUGUUGAUCCUGACCGGCUGCGGGUCUCUAGUAAUUUUUUUUCGAUCCAAACGGGUUGUCCAAGUCGACCUAAACGAGUUAUGUUUAUUUUAUUUUUAAUUCCAUUCGAAUUAUUUCUUUUAUUAUAUGAAUAUAUAUAUAUAUAUACAUAAUAUAAGUUCCAAACAAUAUUACAUUACGAAUUUCGACGUGACACUGUAAAUUUUGAUUCGCAUUAUUAUCAUAUAUACCCGCGAAAAAUUAAUAAAAUAUCGUUGCAAUUUUAGUCGCAGUUCGGUUAUACUAUUAAUUCGAUAAAUCAGUCGGCCGCGAUUGUAGCUAAUAUGAUAUAUUAUGUUACACCCCAGUAGUGAAAUUUGCAAUUUUUUACCCGUUUCGUAAAAUUGACAAGUAUAAGUUGCUCAUUUCAUGAUUCGAGCAAAUCUAGUAGUAUUUUCAAUAUUUAUAGUUGUAAAAACGAUAUUUUUAAUAAAUUAUGAAUUAACAUAUUUUUUAAAAGGAUAAUAAUAAUAAUAAUAAUAAAAAAAAAUAAAAUAGAUUUAAUAAUAGUUAUAACGCUAUUUCGAAGAAAACAUCGAUAGUAAAUAAUUCAUUAAUCAACGAAAUAAAUCGUUAAUACCUUUAAAAUAUAUUAAUUUACAUUAUAUUUUUACAUAUUCGGCCGGCGUGUUUAGUAUAUAGUCGCGUUUCUAAUAUAAUAAUCGCCAGUCGCCAGUUCAUAAAUGGAUAGCAUUUUUGCAGUACAUUUUUUGAAAUGAGCGACUCUCUUGGCCAUUUUACGGAUUGGGCGAAUAAUAGUCCAUUUCAUAAAUUAGUAGACAAAUCCACCUAUGCGGUUUAGCAUUAUAUUUACACGUAUAAUACGAGGAAACAAUUCGAAUUAAUAAUUUCAUCGCGGCGAGUGAAGUAUUUAGUAUUAUCGAAUGCAGAUGAUGUAAUAAAAUAUGACUUGAAAAAUGUUAAGUAGGUACCUGUGUGUGUUUGCGUUUUGAUAAAACUGAAUAAUAAUAUUGUGACGACUGCACGAUGACCUAGAUACGGUAAAUCGAACGUAAAACUAUCGGUAUGCGAGAAAGAAGAACAGAAAAAAUGGAGAAAAAAAAAAAAACCGAACGUUUUUAGAGUGUUCCGUGGUGUAUAUUCUAAUUAUUUGCGUUGUGGUCACGUUAAUUUCGGGUUACUAUAAUUUGUUCGUUUGUUUUGUCUUUAUUCGCUUGCCCGCCUCAGUCGUCCGAAUUAUAACCUCUAGACUCGACGCUCCAUUUACGCGACAUUGAAUGGUGCCUAUAUUUUUAUUGAGGUUAUAGAUUGUAAGGUAAUAUUUUACACAUUUUUCUUGUCCGUUUGUCCGCUUGCUUAUAAUAUGCCUACGUUGUUUACGUUGGUUACAAUUAAAUGGUUUGAGAGCUUCGAACAAGUUCGGUUUGUAAUGCAUCUAUUAUAUUGCGCAAUUAAUUUGGUGAUUUUUCAAAAUUACGAUUACCGCGAGAUUUUCACUAUUUUCAGUUUUGCGGUCACAUCACUACAUAUUCGAACAAUUCGAUGAUAAUAGGCAUUCCACAGAGUACAUAUUCGAAUAUUUGGAAUAUUGUUUAAUUAUGCUUUAUAAUUAAACGUCAUUCAAAUUGUUCAAAGAACAAUUUUAAUUUUUCUUAUCUUAUCUUGGUAUUUUUUAAUAAUUCAUAAUUUUUUUUUUUUUUGUUGUUUAUCUUCCGAUACAUCAAAGUUGUCGAUAUUUUAAAGUCGGAAUAUAUUGAAUAUCGAUAUUCAAAUAAUUUUGCCCAUCCCUAACUUGUCUAUAGUUGGUUUGUUAUUGGGUUUUUUUUUUUUUUAGUGAACAAUUUUUCGACCAGCAAUUUUGUUCCGAUUUACAAUGAUAGCACUCUUUUGAAAGGAAAUCGGACUGGGGAGGCAAUUUAGGGAGGUUAUUUUUUGAUUUUCUCAGGAGUUUUCCCAAUAAAUGGAAAAAACGUAGGAAAAACCGGAAAAAAGGUACAAUAUUAAACAAAUAGGUAUUAUUAAAAAAAGUAUAAUGCAUAUGUAAUUAUUUUACCACAAUAUGACAAAUAUGACAUAUAUAUUGUUGACAAAGCAAUAACACUAUUAAAAUAACUCCGCCCAGAAUAGUGUUUCGUUAGCAAUGGUUAAUCGCGAAAUAUGUCCAUAUAUUAUUUAUUUUUUUUGUUAUUUUCGUCACUGAAUAAGUACACUUUUCGGUAAAAUAUAAAAAUAUCAAAGUAAUAAUACGGCAGUAAACUUUUUAACUUGUUUUAAAAUCGUUGUCAUUGAGUCUAAAAAAUAUAUUAUAGGGUCGUUAGAUGCGAUGGUUGAUAAACCUAGUAUGAUGGACUCGACUCGUGCAUGUUCGAAAAUAUACGUGAAUUGUAGUUUGAGAUUUUAUUUUAUUUAGUUACAAUUAUUGGCGGUAUAUUGAAGUGUAUAUCCGUCUAUGUAAAAAACCGCAAACGCUACUGCGUUUGAUAUAAUUUUGAUCGUGGCGUAAUAAAUACCUAUAAAAAAAAAAAAAAAAAACGUAGAACUUCACAUAAAAUAAACAUUUUCCAUCGCGGCGUGGUAGUGUCGACUAAAAACAAAGAACUAAUAACAUGUUUAUUCAUUGUUUUUUUUUUUCUGUACGUUCGCACAUACGUAAUUACGUUGUUUACAGGAUUUUUUUUCAAGUACACGGUAACCUAAUUAGUUCUUUGAGAUUCUAUAAUAUGCAUAUUGUAUAUUGUGCAUGAAAAUAUAGUACAUGUAUUAAAAAGGUAAAAUUAUAAUUUUUUGAUAUCACAUAGUUAAAUAAUUAUCAUGAUUUCCGAUACGAUUUUUUAAAUUUGAUUUUCACAUUUAAAAAAAAAUAUUUAUAUACGCUAAUAGAUACUGUUAUAUAAGUCAGCUCUUGUACAAUAUUCAUGAAUUUAUCUUUUAGUACUCGUAUAUGUACGGCGUACGCCAUACGGUAUUAGGUUAGGUUAGGUUAAUAGAAAUUAUCUGCGCACUAUUUUAAUUUUAAACCGUUGUGUGUUAUUAUUUCGCAAACUGUGAAACAAAACCAUGCGUGAAUAAUACGCAUUUAGGUUUUUUUUUUUAGUAGUAUUUGUUAUCACUUUGAAUUUAAACACUUGUAUCUUGCACUUUCUGGCACAUUAAUUCGGUUUCGCUGUGUGGCUAAACACUCCGAAUAAUAAGUAUUAGGAUCAUUUAUUUUUAACUUUAAAGGUUUAAUAAACUCGGAGGUGCUAUUUAUGAGUAUAUUCUUUAAACAAGUGUCCAUGUAAUGUAAUCAAAAUUAUUAAAAUUGUACGUAUUAUACAAUUGCUUAAGUAUAGAUUGUAAAUAAUAAUAAAAAGAUUUUCCGUUGAACUCUAAUAUUUUUUUCCCAAAGCUUGGUGGUUGGUACAAUAACAUCAGUUUUUUCCGUGUUGGUAGCCCUACGCUUAAUCUUCAACCUCUUAUCUGGAGGAACAGAUUAUCCCAAUUAGUUAAGAUUAGAGGGGUAAUAGCUAUUAUUAUUACCUUGUUUUAUCUGCUUUUGGUAAGUACAAUAUCAUUGCGUGUAUACAUAUUAUAAUACGGUAUAUAUUUAUGUAUUCUUGAGUGUAGUCAUCUUUAUUUAGCCCGUUAACGGGCUAAAUUUAUUUGCAUUGAAAUUAAUUAAUUUCCUAAACGAGAAACGAGUGUUCGUAUUAAAAAAAAAAAAAAAAUAAAUAUUAUUAUAUGUAAAUGAAGCAUGAGACUUAGGGGAAAUUAAAAUGAUUGUUUAAUGUAAACUAGAAAAGCAUACUCUUCACUUUUUAUUUUAUUAACUGAUGUCAUAUUAUAUAGUCUAAAACUUUCAAUAUUAUUUUUAAAUACGAUUAAAAAAAAGAGCUGAUGCAUUGAUACUGUUGAUGGGUAUGCCACUGUCCCAGGUUCGAAUUUGGGAAGGAAGGAUAUAUUAUGUUACUUAUAUCUGUGUGCAAUCAUAGACUAGAAAACGGUUCUAUGCGAAAUCCGGGUAAACAUGUUUUGAAAUAUUAAUUUUUUGUGAUUUUCGCCAAAAUAUGACCUUUAAACGCGUAGAAAAAAAGACUUAAUUUUUUUUUUGUAAUAUGAUGUACAACUUGAGAUGAAUCUCAAGUAAAAUCUUCAAACAUUCCUGCAAGGCCACAAUAAUAUAAUCCACAUAAAACCUUAUAAAACUAAAAAAAAAUAAAUAAAAAUGUAAAUGUUUAAAACUAAAAAUUGUCAGGAUAUUUUGAAAAUUGUAUCAUGUCUAGAAAAAAAUAUUAUUAUAGUAUUCUUUAUAAACUUUAGAUCUCUACAAUUAUUUUUAACAAAAAAAAAAUCGAAAAUAAUAUUACCUACAAUGACUAGUCUUAAAUAACUUUAAUGCACUUUACUAUAAACUUGAUGUUUAUUUAUGUUUAAGUAUAUUAAAGAUUUUAUUGAUGAUGUGGUGCAUAAUCAUAAAUCAUAAUCAAAAAUUCAAUUGGUAUUAUUGUACCGAAAAUUCGUACACAUUUUAAUAGUUUUUAUAUUUUAAUUGUAAAAUGUUUUUCUUUUAAAAAUUAAAUUAGGCCCCUUUCGGUAAUAAUUUUAUUUUAUUUAAUAAUUGUUAUAUAAAUGAUUUAGAUUUGUUAUUUGUUCUCUUUAAGUUAUUUUGUAAGUUUAAUUGUUAAAAAUUUGUUUAAUUAACUAUGUUUCUUUUCCCUUCUUUUUCUUCUCUUUAUUCCAUUUAAUUUAUAUUUAGAACUUUGAUUAUAGUGGGUAGACCAAUAAUUAUGAUUUUUGUGUUUGAUCAUUGUUAUUUGUUUGGUAAAAUAUAUUAUAAUUAUCAUAAAUUAUGAAACCGUUAGUGCCUUGAAAUUUCCCGUUUUUUCUAUACUUUUCCCGGUUUUUCCAAUUAAAAAAAACAAUAAAAAAAUCGCGCCUUCAAUCAUCAACUAACCAAGAUUUCCUUUUAAAAAAAAAUUCUACCUUUGAAAUCCGGAAUAAUAUUUCUAGUACCUAGACAAAUAAAAUCGAAAAUAAUGAAACUUUUACUGUCUCUAUUAUUCUUUUAAGGGUUUUCACAGUUAUUAUGGAAACGUAAAGGAGAAUAAAAAAACAAAAAAACCUAUCUUUUAAUGCUCUAGCUAUCUCCAAAAUGCUAUAAAAAAAAUUGUCGUUAUUUUUUGACUGUAGCAUUAUUUCUAGUAAAAAAUUCCUUAUAGAUAUGGAAAAAAAGCGCCGUAAUAAAACCAACUCGUCACGCUCAGAAUCCAAAAGUUGGCUGUAUAGAUUUACUUUACAUAGAAUAUACGUAUACAUACAUAAGUCAAAUAAAACUAAAUUCGAGUAACAUUACACGGGAUUAAUAUUUAUUACAUUUUUUAUAUAUAAUAUAUAGGAGACGAACUGAGAUUCGUAAAGUUUAUAUUGACGUUUUAACAAAUUAUUGACAUUAGACUUCUAUAAUGGCCAAAGUUUUUAAAUAUGAAAAACGAUGUGUACGCGUUGUAUACAAUUUUAUAAUAUAUAUCUGACCGAAAUUCAGAAAACUUAACAAAAUGAAGUUUGUAUAUUUACGGGUAUGUCCCGGAGGAGCAGAGCCGUAUAAUUUGGGCGUUGGCCGGUAAUCGUCGUUAUUAUUGCUAAGAAUCACCCCUUUUUUCCGUGUUAACCAUCUGCUCAAUAUUUACCUUUUUUUUUCUAAAUUCACCUUUUGCGUGUCAUUUAAAAAUUAAACUUUAUUGUAAAUAAUUAAUAAUUUGAAGAUGAAUCUAUCGGGUUGAUCACUCGAAAUUAUGUAGAAUACAAUGGAUAUAUCCAUACGAAUCCUCGAUUUCGGGUUGUGGAGUAUUACUUCCCCCCCUUCUCCCGUAUACGGAGGGUCGCAUUCAUAUUCAAUCAAAAGUUUCUAAGUAAUAACCGUUUUAAUUUCUAGAAAAAUAGCGUGAAAACAAUUAAUUUUCAAUAGAAUAACACGUUAGAAAUUGGCCCUAUAGUAACAUUGAGUUAUCCAUCCCUGGCAUGUUAUUAAUCAUAGACUUAUAUUUCUAAACCGAACAUUCACCCGGAGUGGGAUGCGGAGUGGGAGUCGGUCCGCACAGAUCAAGAGAGAUAAAAUAAUAUAAAGCCUAGUGUGAGAGAGAGCAAAUUUGCUCUCCGUGGAAGAUGUUUAAACAUCCUGUUUAUCAUCUCACGUGUUUCUGUUCUCAAAAUGAAAUUCCACCGACCGGAACGUGUUUUCAUGCUGAAUGUUCCGCCUAGAUAUAUAAGUCUAUGGUUAUAUUAGACAGAACGUGUUGUAGUUCACAGAACACACGACAAGCAGUGUCUUACGAAGCACCAAAGCACUACUCACAUGCACAUUAAUAGCGUUUUCGAUUUGAUAAAAAGUGUGCACUGCUGGUCAAUUCUUGAAUCUUAUUCGAAAAAUCACUCAUGAGACAUUCUCCGUAGGUUUUUGUCAUACGACAUUUGAAAUAUCUAUUUUUGAACUACUCAUGACAUUUGAUUGUGAACGCAAUUAUUUUGUCACAUACGAAAUAUUUUUCACACGAACCGUGUUGGUAACUAAUGCUACCAUGAUAAGAAUUAUGACAAGACUACCGCCUUCUUUUUUUUGAUUAAUGUUUUGUAGUUACCUAUUUGAUUUUAUAAUUUUUUAUUAUUUUAUGAGUUAUUUGAAAUUAUAAUGAUAGAUAAAAGAAAUGAAUAUUAUGUUUUUAUUUUAUAAAAUUAUUUACAAAUAAGUACUUUUUAAUAUUUAUUUUUUCCUUUAAUAGUUUUAUAAUAUCUUAAGUAAUUUAAAAAUUAUAUUUUGUCUGUUCUAAACUAUCUAUUGUACAAACAUCUUGCUGUAGUGUCUCUUUUAUUCUUUUACUUUCUACUAACUCUGGAUUUACAUUUCUCUUCUUCGAUUAUCAUCUUCAGAAAUUUAAUUGUCGAUAAUUCCAAAAUAAAUUUCUUCCAAAUUUUAAGCAGUCAUGCCUUAAAACUUGAACUUAAACAAAUAUCCACAUAUUGUGUAAAAUAAUAUAGGCAUUUAAAAUUUUAUCAAAUUUGUUUAGUAUAUAGUGAAAUACUUAAUGCUUCAAUAAUACCUGAACUUAAGCUUUAAUACACCAUUACACUGCUCAAUAAUACUCCUAGUUGCCAUUUUCAUUUUGUUGUACUUUUUUUCUUCAUUGUUGUUGUUUCAGAAAAUAGUUUAAAAAUGAUUUAAAAUUGUUUACUUGGCAAAAAUUCCGUAAUUCUGAUAACGGCAUUUUUACAUAGCAUACCAAAAUGUACUGAUUACUAACAAUUGAAGAAAUAACGCCGCGUAUCAUCUAUAUUAAUUUUUAGUUAUAAUUAAUAGGACAAUUUGAAAGUUAUUAUAAUGUCUGUACCGUGAAAUCAAAUUUAAUUAUAACAUAAAUAUUUUAACAUAAUUUAUUAUAACAUUUUAAAUUUAAUACAACUCCUCAUUAUAUAUUUUUAUUAUCUAUAUAAUAAUUAUGAUCUAAAUUUAACUAAUAAUUGAUUAUACGUCGUUAUGUUUUCUCAAAAUUGUUUUCUAUUAGGUGGGAGAAUUUGACUCGAAUUCGAAAGAAUAUCUUCACAUAUUAUAAUAAUACUUUUAAAAGCAUAUUACAAAUAUUUUUAUUGCAUUGAGUCAUAAGUUCAUAAGCAUAAGUCAUAAGUCAUUGAAUUCUAAAUUUAGAUAAAUAAUUAUUAUUGCUUAUCAAUUGAUAAUUGCAAUAUUUAUUAAUGAUACUUUACCCACAAGUCUUAGUAUUAAACAACAGGUAACAUAUGAAAAAUAUACAAUAGUUUUUACAAUUAAAAAUAAGUACACGUAGGUUAUUUUAUUAACUAUAUUUACCUUAUUGAUAUCUUGAAAUACGAGUAGUUAACAGCCUCUAUGUCUUAUACUCGUAUUUGAGUAAUUAUUCUUUGCAAACAAACUAUAUUUACAAAAAGUUGUAAAAUCGUAUUUUAAUUAAAAAUACGAAAUAUAUACAGUUAUAAACGAAAUUAAUAUAUUAUCUCUUUUCAUUAACAAGCAAAAAAAAAAAAAUUAUAACAUUUUUGUAAGAAUAUUUUUCUUUCGAAAACAUUCCUCUCAAAUCAAUAUCUACAGGCUAACACCGAGUUAUAAAUUAUAAUAUUAUUAUGGUUGAUCGGGUAGUUUUAAUUCGCCAUGAACUAUUUAAACGAAAUGGUGUGUUAUACGCACCAAAAUCGUGGAAAUGUGUGUUGUAAUUUACACCAGAAUAAAGAUAAAUAAUUCACGCUGACAGCACCGUAGGUAGAAGAAAAUAUGUUUUGUAAUUUGAACCAAAAUUAAAAUUCGAUAGUUUACUUAUGACGACAGUAAAUAACGUGCAUUUAGUUAAACAGCGGGAAGGUAAAAUAACACACGACAGUUUAACUCCGAAUUAAAAUCAUUCUGCGAUAAAAAAGAUAAAUUAUAGAAAGACACGCCGACGGCCAAUGAGACGUUUCUAUGUUUGUGUAAACUUUCGUCACGAAAGACCAGACGGUUUUCCGCUUGCCCGUAAUAAUGAAAUUAUAAUUAUUUUAUAUUUUAAAAUAUUUUCCUUGCGAUUGUUUUUUUACCGGUACCGCGGUAUAUAAUAUUACCUAUAGUCUUGUCUCACAAAAGAAAGGUUACCGUUUCACGUAUGUCGACAGAGCUCCACACCACCGCCAUCAAAUCCCUUUGCGCGUCGCUAGUUCACGUGCACGGGUAGAAGUGAGGUUUGAACGACGAGUGUCGUGGGGAGGUGCGCGUCACUGACCGGAUUUGGUUGAAACGCGGUACGUUUUAUUCGUGAGACGAGAGUAUAAUAUAUAUUUAUGGUAUAUAUUAAUAUAUGGUAAUAUAUACCAUGGUAUAAAUUCAUACUUCACAAUGAGCUAAUCUCGAUACUAAUUGCCUACUGAAGCUGCCAGGCACCUCAUUUAUUCACAGAGUCGGCUACCUAGCUGUUGUUAAGCAUGAGAUACUUUGCAAAAAGUACGCUAAAUCUAAUCUAUCGAUGAUAAAGAUGAUGAUGAUGAUGUUGCCGUAUGAACAUAAAUAGUUAGGUCAGGUUAGUGAGCCAUAUCAGCUAUUCUGUUUUAUAAUCAAUGAUAAAACGAUUUUAUUUAAUAAUAUUAUAUUUAAUGAAUUUCCAAGCAUAUCAAAAAGAAAAAUAAGUAAUAAAUAUUACCUAAUCAAAUUUUAAUUUCGUUCCGCCAUAAAUCAUAAUGUAUUAUUAUACAACAGAAUAUUGUCUACAGUGUUUAUAAUAAUAAUAAUACGACUUAUCUGUAAAAAUUACGUUGUUGUUCAUUCAGCUAUUAUACAGCGGUUUUAAAGAUUAUUAUUGCCCUAAGCUAAAGAUUUCCAAGAAACAAACGCGUGUAAGAAUGUUUUUAAGAGUAUCUAUAACGUUGAGCAUUCAUUUUUUUUAUUUUUUAAUGUUCAAGUGCAUUAUUCGGACUGAAAAUAGUGCAGAUGAUGAUGACUGAGGUUUUUUUUAAAAAAAAAAUAAAUUAACAUAGUUUUCGGUGUACUGCAAAGUUUAUAUAACUAAAGUUAAUCAAACAUUAUUACAGUUUCGUAAUUGCAACUGUCAAAAAGAAAAUGUUUUGCUUUGUUUUCGUUUCGUUACCUGCGGUUAAACGGAGUUUAAAUUGAAUAAAACAAAAAGACUAUUACUUAUAAUUUCUGUACUUCUAUAAUGUAACAUAUAAUAUAAAAUAUUUAUAACGUAAAGAUAAACUAAAUGUAACAAAUUUAUAAUUACUCAAUUAUCGUAUACAAUUGUCGUGCCGAAAAUCUAAAUGUAUCCAUUUCUAUUUUACUAUCGAUGUAUCGGUCGUUAUUAUUAUUGAUUACAGUUUGAUAUUAUGUCUAAAUUACUUUAUAUAGCAGGAGGCAGUUGUUCGUAAAUGAUAACGGUCGGAAAACGUAAUUUCUAUACCAAUAUUUGAUUAUUAAAUACUGUAUAUAUAUUAAUAUAAUAUAUUUAAUUGUUAAAUUGUUUCGUUUAAGGCCAAAGUGAAUAGAGGAAAUUAAUUGAAAACAAACCUUGAUAUUUUUCAUGUAAAACCGCAUAGGGUAGGAUUUUAUAUUUCGUGUGCAGUAUAUUAAUAUGUGACCCAUAAGAUAAAUAUAUUUCGUAUCAAUUUCGGACAAAUGCUUAUCACCCAACAUAACAAUAAUAACUGUUAAUUUUGCGAUAUUCAUUUACUCGUUUAUAUUUUGGAAACUGAACCGAUUGUAAUAAUGUUCUAUUUUCCCUGAAACGUAUUGUGUUUAUUACAAUAUACUUACUACUUCAUUAUUACUAGGUAAUUAAACAAAUAAUCCACGUUUACUCUUGCGUUUUUAUUGCCAACAAUGUAGUUUUAGUCUAUCCUCGUCCUUUUCUUCGCCUCAGUAAUCUCUAUUUUGUGUGUUUCGGCCACCUUGGUCCUAACUUUCCACUCUAUUUGGUGUCCCCAUCAAACACCCGAGCAAUACUCUUAAUCGUAUCUAACCAUCAUAUUUUGGAUCAUCCUCUCCUCCUCACUUGCAGAUUUAUUCGUAAAACUUCUUUUACUUAUAAUAAUAGCAUGUCCUAACCAUUCUCUUAUAUUAUUUUAUCGAAACAACGUCUCUAUAAUAUGCGCUACCUCUUAUAAACUCGUACCUUAUUAUAUCUUGUAUAGUCUACAUAGCGACUUUACUUGGGCUUGGAGUGGGAAUUAAAUUAAUGCUGGGAGUUUGAAAUUUAAACAGGCCACUCGAGAAAUUGUUUUCACUUUACUAAAAUUUAGCGUUUUAAUUUGAUCCCAAAAAUUACACAACAUUUUUUCAAAAAUAAUUAUUUGAAUAAAAAAAACAUUAGUUAAAUAAUUGUAUUAAUACUUCUAACUUUUAGUAGUUACAAUUUAUUGUUGAACUAAUUUAAGUAUUUAAUACUUUUGUAAAUUGCAUUACCUAUUAUCCAGUUAAUAUUUUCUUGCCUCUUCAAUUGGUUCAUCUUUGAUUUCAUAACUUUUCAUUUUAUCUUUUCCUAGCAAACCAACGCAUAACACCAUGUUUUUUUUUUAAAUUUUAUUUGAUGUUCAUAGUUAUAUAAUAUUUUUUCAUUCUAUAUGCAAUGCUUACUCAUGCACAUAGACUCUAUGCAUCCAUUUAAGCGGUCUCAUUUUUUGCUCCAUCUAAUUCUUUUGUUUACUGUCUAAAAUUCUGUAACCCGAGCUCGCCAUAGUUUUUAAAAUAAACCGCCUGGGAACAGGAUUUGUAUUUAGCGUAUUCUAAAAACUAGAUUAUUUUCUUAAAAAAAAACUGCAUCCGACAGCAUUCAUAAAUUCGUUUUAAACCCGAUUUAUUGGAUAACAUUUUGUGUUCUAUACUUCUUUAUAGUUUGAGUGGAUUAAAAUAUAACACUAGGUAGGUACCUAAUCCAUUUAAGUGGGUACAUUCAUUAAUUUGGAAAGUGUUAACUUUUUUAGGAAUUUGUUUUCUAGAACAUUCAAGAAAUAAACAGCUUAAAAAUUUUAUUUUUAUGCUAUUUUUUGUCACCCUUAUUUUUGAAGAUUAAACCACUAUUUAAUUUUGAUUUUCAAAUAGAAACCUAUAUUAAAAAUUCCAUAAAUAGAUGGAGUAUUAGUUAAAAUAAAUGUUAGUAUUUAAAUUUUUGAUCUUCGUCAAUCCGUCGACGAGAUAUUCCACUUUUAAGUUUGAGUUGGUAGUGGAGUAUCAUUUGUGUGGUGGUAUGACGUGCGGCUUGUUAGUGUUCAUCACUACUUUCCUCAAACUCAAACUUAAAAAUGGAAUAUCUCGUCAACAGAUCGACGGAAAUCAGAGAUGUCAACACUAAAGCUAAUUUUAACUAAUAAUCCAUCUAUUUAUGGAAUUUUUAAUAUAGGUUGCCAUUUGAAAAUCAAAAAAAGGUAAUAGUUUUACCUCCAAAAAUAAGGAUAACAAAAAAUAACAUAAAUAUACAAUUGUAGCUCUACAGCUGCUUGCUUUUUAAAUGUUUUAAAAAACAAAUUCCGAAAAAAAGUUAAAACUUUCCCAGAUAUUGAGUUUACCCACUUAAAUGGAUCUCCUGGUACUAUAUUUACUACCGGACUUUUGGUUGUUUUUUCAACCGGAAGUUUACUAUACGUUAAACACACAAUGUAAUGUUGUUCAACGUUUAUAUUAUUACAAAAAAAAAUAAAAUACUCAAAAACCGUAUCAUAUUAUUUUUUACAAAGGUUAUAUAUUUUUAUGAAAGGUAUACACCUUUUAUCAAAAUAUUACAAACACAAACACAUUUAUUUUAUUGUACACAAUUUAAACUCGAAUUUCGUAGUUACAUUUUUCAUAGCCGAUCAAGAAGUUGUUCUAUAUAAUGGAUCAUAAAGUAAAUAUUUAUACAAUAAUACGGUUUUGAAUCUAAAAUAAUAUCAUUAAAUUUAUGACGAAACUAUUUAUUAAAUAUUAUUUUAUCCAACCGGUAUGUCUUUAGAAAAAAAAAAAAUCUAUACAAAAUCAGCCUUGAAAUAUCACGUUAUUAUUAUCAUGGUUGCGACUGUACCUACGCAAUUACCACUCGAGCAAAUAAUAAUAUAUCACAUAGAUAACAAUAAUUUUAAUGUCGACGUUAUUUCUCAGGUAUAAUAGACGUCAUAAUAUUAUAUUAAUGUGGGUAUGUUAAAUUCAAAACCGAGUAAACAUGUUUUGACGGUAGUGUCGAGUGGUGUUUGUGGCAUUAUCACUUAUAUAAUAAAAUAUGUGUAUAAAAUGAAUUAGUUUAAUCAAAUUAAAAAUUUGCAAAUAUAUUCCCCUCCACUUAAAUAAUUACUCAUCAUUAUAUACUUUUUAGAAAAAAUAACUACGAAUUUAUAUUGUACACACAGUGAAGUGCCGAAUAUAGGUAUUUGUGUUGUCCGGGCAACACGUACAAAAAGGGUAGGUGUUGAAAUUAUAUGAUGACUCAUAAAUGUAUUUUGUUUAAGAUGUUUGCAUGGAUCGUGCCAGAUCCACUGUAAGGUCUCCUACUGUUACAAUGUUUGGCCCGUGGGUUACCAGUGUCGAUUAUCUUUGAACAUGGUAUCGGACAGUAGAUUGGUGAAAAAGUAUCAUCUUUAAUGUGGUUAUAAAAAAGGUAAAAAAAAAGAAAACAAUAUUCCAACUUUACAGAAGUGAGAAUCAUUUGAAAAACCUUUUUCUACUAGCUUUGUUCUUUUCAUAUUUUUUAAACGGGAUAGAUGGACACAUAAAAUACAACGAUAAAAGUAUACACGAUAGUUUAUAUUAAAAAAAAAUCCAAAGACCAAAGUAUAGCAUUUUGUCGAAUGGCAAUUUCAUUAUAAUUUUAUAAUUUAUGGAUACAAAUUUGAGAAUUGGGAAUGGUAUUUCCUCCCUACGGGCGCCCUUGAAUAUGGUCCAUUUGUGAGUAGUGGGGUGAUAGGUGGUGUUCUAAAUUCGGUAUAACAUCAAAAAAUGUUCAACCUCGGCAUGCCAUUGAAAUAUAACUUAUUGCAUUAUUUUAUUUGUCGCGGGAAGGAUAGAAUCUCCAGCGUUAGAUAUACAUACGUUUGAAGUAAAUAUUUUGAAGGUUUGAACUCGAGUAUAGUCAUAUUUAAAAAUGUGUAACUAUUUCUUUUGUAUAAGUUACGAGUUUAAAUAUCAUCUGUAUUCAGUACACAUGCGUAAGUAACUUUAUGGAAUGAAGGGGAGUGUGGAAUCUCCAUACUAAUAUAAUCCUAAUAUUGUAUAUAAAUAUAAAUAUAUAUUUGAAUUAAAUGAACGAUAGAAAUGUAUUUUGUACUCGUACUAAAAGUGUGACAAUAUAAGUUAAACUAUUUGGAUUUCUUAAUUUUUUUCAAUUUCUAAAACAUUUAAAUAUUACCUUAAACAUAAAAACUAUCGGUUGAGUUUUAAAUUGUAUUAUCCAAUGUUAUCAUUAAGUAGUUAUUGUUACCUGAUCGUAUGCGUAUGUGUUGUGUAACUUCAUGUCAUAAAUAAUAAAAUAUAUUAUUUUGUAUCUCGAGGUAUCAUUUACAAUGCCGCCUGUGUUUUGAUGUUUACAAAAUUAACAUCAAGUUUGUGUCUACUUGAUAUAGUCAACUACGCGUGUAUAAUAUUACCUGCUGUUAUUAUACGCAUUAUUUAAGUUGAUAUUUUUGACGACUCUCAAUUUUUUUUCUGCAAUAAAUUACACGAUAAAAGUCAAUAAUAUAUACAGCGUGAGUCAAUAGUCUACAUCCGAUUACGAAAACAUAUAGCCUAAACAAAAGUUAGAUAUUAUUAGCAAACGAUCUACUACAUAUACUCGUAGGUAAUAAAAACUAAUAUAAUAUAACACUAGUGGCUAAAUAACAAUUCUACUUUUCAUUUACUUUGAUAAAACCUUUAAAUUUGUACACAAUGUUUGUUCCUUUCAUCAUGACAUUCGGAUUUGGUAGAAUUUCUUCAAUCAUUUCAGAAGUGAUAGUACACAUCUCUCCGACAUUAAUAGAAAACUUGUUCCAAAAGUCUUAUUUUUUUCAAUUCUUGGAUUAUCACAUCACCAUUGCACUUUGCACCAAACACACAUAUUUGAAUUGUGUUUUAUUCCGAAGCCUUCCUAGAAGAUAACUAAUAAAAAUGUACGAGGUCUAAAGAUAAAUACAAUUAGUUUUGUUAGUAGAUGUUAAACAAUUAACAAUUACGCUAAUUAUAUGUUUACAUUUAGCUCUUUGUAUCAAUUUACCGAGGGAAAUUUAAACACGGUAAAAAGUGUACAAAUUCUUAAAAUACUAAAUGUAAACCAUACAAAAUGGUUUAUGGUUAUCAUCAUUAAUUAAAAGUAUAAAUCAAUACAAUACUUAUAUUUUAAACAAAUUGAAAAAAACGAGCAGAUUCAAAAAUUAAAGUUUUUAACACUGUUUUUCAUUAAACUUUUUGUUAAUGAUAACAGUAAAGAUAUAAUUUAUAAAAUGCUGCCAUCAAUAUGUUUCAUGGAAGAAAAUAUAUUAAAUAAUAAAUAUUAUCAAGUUCAAUAGUUAUAAUUUAUUUGUUUUAUCAGAAUACCAGCCUCAUUUACAAUUACCCCACCUAACCCUAUACCAUUAUUAGAUAUUUAAGAUGAAUUGAGUUUAUUACCAUAUGGAGCACAGCCGACCUAAAAAUUAAGUGUUCGUCGAUAUCUAAACAACAAAUUCAUAGACGGUGGUGGAUCUGGCGCAGAGAAGCCAAUAAUUUAGUGGUUCAACCUAGUCCACUGCUUUUCCCGGACUUCAGUGAUUUUUUAAAAAAAUGUUGGAAGAGAACUACGUGAAAGAUACGGGACUAGCUGAAAAGCCGGAUAACAGAUACGGUAAAGGGCGUGACACGAGACAUGGACGAGAGACUUUUGAUAGAAAUUUGAUUACUGUGUAUAUAGAUGUGUACUGAGCGGCCAAUGGAGGUGAUAUUUGAACAUUUUUAACAUAUUGCAUAGGUAUAUUCAAAUUUUAGAAAUAUUUUUUACUCUACUCUUGUAAUAUUUAUUUUUCAAAUCAAAUGAGCACAUUUUUAAAUUUACGUUUCAAACUAAAAUUCUGUAAUAAAAAAAAGACUAAAUAUUAUAGUAUUAGUAAAUUAUUUAGCCAAUAGCAAACUAUUAUAUACCUUCAGCUCCUGAUGUGCAGAUGUUCUUAUUUUCGUAUUUUACAAUGGUUCGUGUUCUUUUUUGGUUAGAUUGGAUAAUACACGUAUUAUAUACGAACGCGGAUAAAUGCAUAACAAAAAAAAAAAAACUUAUUAUUAUAUUUACAAACAUAUAUUAUUAUUAUACAUCCAAUGAAAUUUAAAUACAUUAAAAAACAAUAAUAUUUUUCCAGAGCCAAAGGUUCUCAAUGUCACGAUUUGUUACGUAUAGUAAAUAAGGACGUGAGGCUUGUCUAGAGAUACGAGUACUAUACUUAUCCUGAUUACUUUUUUGUCCUUGUUCCGUUUACGAGUAAAUUUUAUUGUGUGAUGCGUGAUGAGGUUUUGUCUUUUCGUGACCGUCCGUUUGUUGAAAUCGUUAACAUUUCUGAUGCGAAUAGUCUCCAGUGACGUGGCGUCGUAAUUUACAGUAUUUGCUUAUGAACCACGGCAAAGUUUCUACAAGUGCAAAUUGAAAAAUCGGUUGUUUUUUUCGCUUCUAUUAAAAGCUAUUUAUUUGAUUAAUAUUUCGUUAGUUUUUAAACCCUGUUAAACCCGAAAAUGUCUACAUCCAAUUUAUAUAAUAUAGUAUGUUGCCGACUUUGUAUACAAGUUUUAACACUAGAUUCGGGCAGCAAGUAUCAAUCGUUAUAAAUUAUUAUUAUAACAAUAGUAUUUUACUUUUAAACAAUGUAUUCUGAGCGGAGCGAACAGCGACCGUUCCGUUAAAUUAACAAUUUGUUGUUCAACAUUUCUUAAUAUCUUUUUCAAUAAAAAUGUUGGUUUUUCAAUUUAUCAAAAAUUAUUGAGAAAACACUCGCACUGUAUAUAUGCAUGUUUUUUAAAUAUAAUUUUUGAAAAAUAAAUUAAAAUAAUUAGUGAAAGUUAUACAUUUAAUAAUAACUAUAGCUAUUCCUUUAUAAAUUCGAUUAUAUUUUAAUUAAUUAACAAAAGUAUUUUGAACAAAUCCGAACGACCAAAUUUAGUCACAAACAAUAUAUUAAUCCGAAAUAUCGAAUAAUAAAUUCUUAACGCAUUAUAAUGACCCUUUAAUGAACAAAAUUAAUCAAACUAUCAUAUAAAUUUAAAUUAUUCAUACACACGAUAAUAAAACAAAAAAUUAACAAAAAAAUAGAGAAUUAAUAAUUUCUAAAAUGUAUUUGUAAGUGAAAAAAUUUAAUAUUUUCCCUUAAAUUGAAUUUAUAUAUUUUCAGGAACAGUUGAAUAAUUAUAAUAAUUAUUUUCAAAGUAUAAAAUAUUUUUAAUAAACUAAUUUUAUCGCCCUUAAAAAUUUAAACGUAUAUUCGUUAUUACUGUAAACAUCGUUAACAAUGAAAAAAGAUCAUAAAAAAAAUUGUGUUCGUUAUUCAGAAGUGUCCGCUAUUUAGAAGGAGAAAUCGCAUUUUUUAUUAAAUAAAUAAAUGAAAUCAAUUUUAUUUUUUAUUUUUCCAUUAAUUAAAUGCAUCUUAAAAUUACAGCGUUUCAUCGACGCGAUAAUAUUUCGAAGGCUGGACGGAUAAUAUAAGAUAUACGUAUACAGUAAUAAUGUAAAUAUAUAGCAAUAAAAAAUAACUUAAUCGUGUAGCCUUUUAUUUAGUUAUUCUACAAUUGUUCCUCGAGAUACAAAUUAUCAAUACCAAUAUUAAAAAGUGUCCAUUGUUGUUGCGGGAGAGAUAUGUUUUGUAAGCUUUGAACACCCUUACAGACUGCCAAACGAUACCAGAACUAGGGAAUGCAAUCGUGUAUAAUAUGCAUAAUAACGAAUUUUAACGUUUAACCGCCGCUAUAAUACCAUUGAAAUUAUGCACGAAUUUCACAAUUUCUUUUGGAAUUAUAUUAAUGUUGUAAUGGUUUCUCGUUGUUUUACAAAGAAUAUUUCUACAAUACAAUUUAGACGGGGAAAAAUACGUCUGUAACGUUGCUACUGGUGUUAUUAUUAUUAUUAUUUUUUUUUUUUUUUUGUAAAUUGCAUUGUGCCAACAGUCAGUUCGAAAUGUAUCCAGGAAGUGGUGUUAUACAUAUGCAAACGAUUACACGUCUACAACAACUUGUGUCUUUCGUGUGUCUAUACGUAUAUUAUAUCGUUUUCAGAAUAAAUUCAUUUUUGUAAAUGCGGUUUUUACAUCUGCAUGAUUUGAUGUUAUUUUGUCUGGAUAGAUGAUAAUAUCAUGGGCGACAGCGGUCCAUACAGUCUGACUUAAAUUGCAGAUGGUAUUUGCUGUCGCACUAAUGUAAACCAGGACAUUUUUACCGUCAUCUCCCGACCUCGUGAUAUCAAUAUUAAACAUAUUACCCACUCGGAUUUACAUUUUUUGUUGUUUUUUUUUUUUGUAAUACAUUAAUUUAACAUGACGUUAUAUCUAUAUAAUGCAUUAAUUUUUUCAAAUAACAAAUAACAAUUUUUCAAGUAAUAUUUUCCUGUAAAAUUGAAUAUUUUCCAUUCACAAUAAAUUAACUCGGUUGUAUUUUAUUUGUUUUUUUUACGUUUUUAAAAACUGAAAAAAAUUUACUGUCAGCAAAUUGACUAUCCGAAACAAAGAGUUUUAUUUUCAAAAUUUAGAGUAUUUUAAUUAUGUAUGGAUUAAAAUCUUACUAGAAAUUGUGAAAUCUAAUACUGUGAAAGGUAAAGAAAUAUUUUCUAAUUUAGAUAUAUUUUUGAAGGGUAUAUUAUAAUGUUUAAAAUUAAUAACAAACAUUGAAAAAAAAAAUAUAUAUCCAUUUCAAUAACUACACCAAGUGUUUGGUUACUUUAGAAAUAUUUUAUUUUCAUAAUAUUCAAGAGGUUUUAUUUUCUUCUUUUAUCCGUAUAACGACAAGGGUAAACGCGGAAAUCAAUAAAAUGCAAAUCGACUUGUGUAUACGUAAUAUUAUCCAGUCCUAAAUGUAUUGAGUGUCACCAUCCGUUUAAAAUAUAAUCUGGUUUCAAACUAUUAAUAUCUACCCGCUUAUGUUCAAAAUUCUCUCAGAAUUAUACGCGUGCCAAAAAUUAAUUUCUUUUAUUAUUAUGUUAUGGAAAAAAAAAAAAACACCAUUCUAUUCAUUAAAGUAAAAUGCUAUGCAAAUUGAAAAUGUAUAUAUAGUACGCGGUAUUUUCUAGUCCACACUGUACGAAAUAAUAUGAGAUACUUCGGUUUAUCCACUGAUUGAAUAGGUGUAUUAUGUUGUCGGGUCAUUUGCGGUCCACUCGGCGGUAAAUCAAAUGUCGGAAAGAGCGCAGUGGACAUUUCUGUAGUCUCAGAUAACAACAGUUAUGAUUGCAGUUGCGAUAACAACAUUAAAAUCGAUUGCUCCGGUCACAGCUUCACCCCUGGCCGACGAGAGCCCACUAUAAAUAAUUCGUUUAAACUUUUGCGCAGGCGUAUCAGUCAAAGCACCUCGUCGAAACCGUAUCGAUUAUCCCACUAUGUAGCUUUCACAAGUUACUUUUACUUCCCGUCAAACGGGAUUUGAUUUCCCAUUACGCAUUUCCACUCGAUUUCGUUCCCUCCAACUGCACUCGAUAUUCUCGUGCACAAAUCUCUGCUCACACACUCGACGGCGAAGCGUCGCGAUUUCAGUCCCGGGACACACGGGCGUUUUGAACGACAUCGUCGUAUCAGUAUAUUGUUAGUAUGCAGUCGUCAAUAAAAUCGUAAUUACAAUCGUAAUAUUUAUUUCGUUCGUACGGCCAUGAUAAUUUCGCCGAUUGUUUGAACGAAAAUCGAUACGAGCACUUUGAUCAUAAUAAUAAUAAUAGUAAUAGUUUAAUAACUAUCCAACUGUUAUACCUCCGACUACUGUUAUAAUUGCCGCAAUUACUAUUAGCGCGACAUCGUGUAUAAUAAUAAUAAUAAUAAUAAUAAUAAUAAUAAUAAUAAUAAUAAUAAUAAUAAUAAUAAUAACAAUUUUAACAAUUUUAACGGUUGCGUAAUUCGAAUAUUAACGUUGGCGACAGAAUUCCGUUGUUACGACAAGACGAGGACGGCCACCCACUGUAGACGCGAAUCGACAAAUUGUCGUCGUCGUUGUUGUUUGGUGCGAUGUGACGGCGCGCGUUUUGUACGUGUUAAAUAAUAAUUAUUGUCAUUGGCAUUUCGCGGCGGUCCGGCCCGUAAAAAACCAUACGCGCGCGCGCGCGCUCGCACACACACACACACACACACACACACACACACACACGCACGCACUCGGUGUCACGGUUAUUUACCGUGCAGCCGUGGCUUUUGCGCGCGGUUUUCCAUUUUCCCCGAGACGGUCGGUCGGGAACCGUCCGCCGGAUCGACGACGACAGGCAGUGUGCGGCGUUAAACCCGUUCGCCCGGUCCGGCGGUGGCGGGUAGCCGACCGCGGACGGGAGAGCGACCGCCCCCCGACACGGUUGUUUACGUCGCGGUUCUCCUGGCCUGACCCCCCCCCCCCCNCCCCCCCCGUGUUAUCGCGCGCGGGCGUCCGUGUAAAAAAGGCAAAUCGGAAAUCGGCGACUUGUGCCGGAUGGGUUUCGCAGACGGACUGGGCACUGUGACCAGCCCGGGGCGAUACGCGCUUGGCGGACGCCGUACGUCUACCGAACUCUCGUGCGUUACGCGUGCACGUUGUAUCGGCGGAUCCGCCCGAAUUUGACGGUAGGCGGUGGCCGGCCGCGAGUGGCGCAUUACGUUACCCCGUCUCUAACGGUGUAACGUCUGCCGCGGUUUGCAAUAAUCGCUCGUUCGCGUUGCGUCACUGUAGAGCGUGCGACGCGGGCGUAUUUAUGCGUUUCCACAUUGGCCGAGUGCAACGACGUGCGCGAUGUACCCGUAGUACGAUAUUAUCUAUGCAUGCGACCGUGUCAUUAUAUUAAUCAAACGCGGUUCCAAUUAUCAUUCCUCUUGACGUCCUCCGACCGCGCGAAUUCUUCUUCGGACCAACGAGUUGACAGUCCGGAAACACUGCGCGUGUCGCGCGGUGGGAAUUCGGGAAAAAACUGCGGACUUUAAUUAACCGGACUGUCCGGCGUUGACAGGUAAUAUCUGUGACAAUCGCAAGCGGUUUUAUAGGACAAGCGCAAUCGAUAUUGAUUUCUAGCCACGAAAACACGUGGCUAUCGGAUCUGCUAGGACUCCGAGGGAAUGAAUAAUUGAAAACGCUUGGAAUCAAACGAACGGCACUUGUGGACGAAAUUCUUAAUGUUAUCAAAUGUCAUUAUAGUUGGCAAAACGAGCAGAAGUAAAAAAAAAAAAAAAAUAAUCGCGCCGAAUUUCGAUUAAUCGAACAGCUCUAGGUGGUACGGUUUGCUGCGGGCCACUGCCGUUAAAAAGUAUAUACUUAUACGUUACGUCGAUCGAUAAAUUGCGCAGUUUUCUUUCCGCUUUCUGGGGGGGAAAAAAAAAAAAAUAAUAAUAAAAUCGCGCUGUAGCCGCGGUUAUCGGUGGUAAGACUGAAUUCUAGCCCACGGUUAUCAGCAACGAUGAUAUGUCACGAGCGUAUUGUUUUUAAAUCGCCAAUUAUUAAUUGACGACUUUGACAGACAUAAACGGACGUUUGCGUCGUUAAUUAAAAACGGAUUGCAAAUAUUUAAUUCGUGUCUAUUGUUUUUUCUAACUGCAUGUCGAAUAAUCUGUGUCUCAAAACACAAAUCGGUCUACGAAAACGAUCGUCUAACAAGGAUUACCAACGGUUUAGAGUACGGUACAUGUAAUACAAAAAAUACGUUGCAUUUUGUUUCCCUUGUAGGUUGUUACGGCCGUUAGAGCUGCACGAUCCGGGAUUUUCUGUUCAUUCUCUAAAAUAAUAAUAAUUGUUGUUAUCCAGUGGUGCCCGGGUGUAUUAGUUUAACCAUACCAUUUUAUACGAUUUUAAUUUGUAUGCAUUAGGUCUGCUGUUUACCCGGGGGAAACAAGUUUGAUGAUCGUCUGCGAUAACGUCCCUGUUUAAAAUAUUGUCUGUACCCCCCCCCCUCCUUUAACAUUUGCUGCAUGCGUUCAACAAAGGUUUGGUGGUCGCUCUGGGCGAAUAAAAAUAACUGAAUCGAAAUAGCAUGCAUUUUUUUAAAAUAAUUUUCGUAUAAAACUAAAAAGAUAAUAAAUGUACAUUAUUGUUACCGGCCUCGAAUCUUCAACAACACAUUCGAUAUUUUUGGUAACGUCGUGCGUGUACUCUUCUUGAUUACAAUUGUUUGUAAAUAGUAACUAGUAUUAUACAUACGAGUACUUGGCACAGAUGUGUACCAAUUGAAAUCAAAAAAAAAAAAAAAAACCGGGUUAAUUUUGAAUUUUCAGAAAGAAAACUAGCGGUUUUAAUUAGUUUUUGUUUCGAGACAAAAUUAAUUAUUCGUCUAUUUUUUUUUUUUUUUUUUAUCGUAUACGUACCGAGUUUUGUGUUUACAUUUGUGUUAAACAUUGUCCCGAUCUCUACGAGCAAACUCUUUAAAACGCUUGUUUCGUUUCUGGCCCGACACCCGGGGCAAUAACGCGCAAACGAAUAUUGUACACGAAACUUUUAGAUGAAAUUCGGCCGGGCCGAGCUGCCCGGUACCCGACUUAUUAUUGUUGUUAUCAUUGACGUUGUUUCCGCCGGACUUGACCGGUCCAACGACCCGGCGCCCGGCGUUUGAGCGGGGGCCGUGCGUGUACGUUCGAGGGGAAGACGUAAUGCGACGCAUGCCACCGAUGUCACCUGCUGAAUUAAUUCCCCGCGGACCGUUGGCACACGUCCUUUGCACGGUUAGUGCACGGCGCCAGGUGCGUGCCGUUCGCCAACAACGUGUCCUAUCGGAAAUCGUUUAUUAUCGGGACGCAAAUCCGAUCCGAUUCGCGAUUAUUGUUCAUCAACGGGCUGAGUCGGCCGUGCAAAACUAAAAACAGCCGCCCGGGACGAUCGCCGUCUCUCGCUCCACUCGUCCCACUUUCCUGCGUAAAACGCAUUCGUGACGAUUCGACGGGGAAAAAGAAAGAAAAAAACAACAAACAAACAAACAAACAAACACAGUAACGCGCACAGUGUUCGGAAAACGUUCAGAAUAACGACACGGCGUUACAAUGUAUUGUGCUCGGUAAUAUUGUUUUGGACGGCAUUUUAUCAUUGAUAACGGCCACCGAUCGGAAACGGCGACACCGGCGACCGCCAUCUCCGACUAUUGCGUUGGCUUGUCGCGCUGACGCGUUUGCGGCGACAUUACGCACGCAUCGCGGUGUCCGCGGGCGACGCGGUUCGUUUCUCGUCGUCGGUUUUUUCCUAAUCAUUUUUAUUCGAAAAUUAUGGUAAUCGCCAAUGCCACGCGAGCGUAUUAUUCUUAUUUGUUACAUUACGGUUAUUAUAAUUUUUACACGGCCGUGUCGUGUACGUGUCGAUUGCCGUUCCCCGCGCCGUUGUCGUCUACGCGGCCAUUGCGUCUGCGUCGUUUACAAUGCGCGCCGCGGGUAACGGGAGUGAGGAAGUUUCGGGAUCUUGAGGACCGACCAAACUUCCCGCCGUCCCGUCGCCGCCGCCGCCGACGAAACACCGAAAUCCCCGACCGUGUAAACACCGCGCGUGUUCGCCAAUCCGAACACGCGUCGCGCGCCACUGUCGUGUUCGUAAUAACUUUACCGUGCACGGCGAAUUAUCGUAUCGAGAAUUCGAGACCUUACGGAAAUAUUGUACAAAAUAUAUCGUUGCACGCCGCGCGUACGAAUAUAACAGCGUUAUUCGGCGGAUACCAACGAAAAAAAGGCUAGGUCGUUGGAAAAUAUCGUGAUCCUAUUCGGAAUACACGUGAAUAAAAUUAUCGAAAAACAAUCCAUGGGCGCCGUGGAAUUUGUUUCGCAUUUUAAAACAACGAUAUUACUGUAAUUAUCGCACUUGUUAUACCACCGGAAAAUAAACGUUCCUAAAGUCGCGGGGAUUUUAAGUCGAAACAUCCGAUAGGCACAUCUCUCCCUGAUACUAACGCCGUGCGUACGCCUAAAUUUCACUCUCCCUCUGGCUUCAUUUCGGAGGUGUGCGGGGGCGGUCGAAUCUAGAAAAAAAAAAACAACUCUCUUCGGCCGCAUACGCGCGGUGAAAUACGUAUUGAACCCCCGAAACCCGACCAUACAAUAUCGCCAAAAAACAACUCUAGUUCUCGAAUCCGUGCUAAUUUGAUUUACGCUAGUGGGGGGGAAAAAAAAAAAUAUCCGCACCAAUAGAGUGCAACAAUCACUAUAAUCGACUGAUAAUACGAUUGACUAUCCGGAUAUAUAGUAUAGGUAGUUCAGAACCCUUGGAUGUAUACUAACUUUAAGAGACUUGCGGGCGAAUUUUUUUUUUUUUUUUUUUUUUUUUUCGAAAAACCUAGAUUUUUUUAAGCAUUGAACUCCGAUAUUUUGGUUUUUAGAUUCUGGACGGAAUGAUGAAUGUAUUGGUGUUCAUUUGUUUUUUUAUUAUUAUUUAUGGUUGGUACGGCACACGUGCGUAUUUAUGAACUUAUUUAAUCUAUGUAUUAACUAAAACCAAACAGCUUUUUUACAACCCCCCUCCAAUAAUUUCUAUAUAUGUCACUGGCGUUUAGUAAUACAGUUUACAAAAUUCAAGGCCACUUCGAGUGCGAGAAAAAGAUUACCAUAGUACUCUUAUGAUAAUCAUCAAGUAUGAUAUUUUAGAUUUUGAGUGGACCGAAGAAGCUUAAGGCUUUACAAAGAUGUAACUUUUUUUUUCUAUGUAAAAAUUUUCUACCAGAAAUCUUACUCUGAUUUUUAAGUGUAGCACCUUUUCUAAAAGUAAAUCGGCACGGGGAGGUAUCUUCAAAAAGGUUUAACGGGAAAAUCGGCAUAAUAUUAAACAAAUAUUAUUAAAGAAAAUAUAUAAUGCCUAUUUAAUUAUUUUUUACCAUAAUAUGACGUAUGUACUGUUGAAGAAACAUCACUAUCAACUGAAUUCCGAUCAGAAUCGAUUUUUCGUUGGUUGGUUUAUCGUUGUGUAUUAAAUUCCCUUCUGUAUCCUAUCAUUUCAACUUCCCACCCACAACAGUGGCUGCACCCGUCUUCAUUAUCCUAGGACAGCUUUUUUCGUGUGGAGUUUAAGUGCAAAUAAAAACUGUAUGCUGGUGAAAAAAAUAUCUCAUGCAUAGACCCCUUAAAAUAUAACUUCAAAUUAAAACUUAUUCAACCAUAUUAUUUGUUGAUAUAAUGUUGAUAAUGUAUACUUAGUACUUACUUAAUUUGGGGUGGUUUGGCCGAGGGUUUUUAAGAGAGGUUAAACACCCGAGCGCCCGCCUAUUUUCACGUUGUUACGGCCUGUGAAUUGUGAAUGUUAACAAUUAAAAAAAAAAAAAAUGUAAAACCCCGUUUGUUGUGAUAUUUUCCAUGAAAAUUGGAUUCAAAACUGCAUUCUUGUAUUUCCUGUCACAUAUUUUAUUCUCCGCGAUUUACAAUUUUGAUGUUCUAAUUAAAUUAUUUGACAAAACGUCUACGCACGGUGUUCUCGCUUUUUUUUUUUUCUAUGGCCACCCCGCCGUGGUGAAACGUAACGCGACAUUGUAAUUAUGUUUGUUAUAAUGUGGUUAUUUUUUUCUGUUGGGACAGGUCGUAG